CACCUCACAAACGAUCGACGUCUUGGUUUCAGUCUCGGGGAUUAUGACUUGAAACAGUUUGAAAAUAGAUAUUUUUUAAAAGAACCUACAUAUAUCUAUAUCUAAACGCACCACACGGUACAGAUAUAUGUAUGCGUUCGCAGCCAUUUCGUUCGCAUAGAGUCCCGCACACACGCAAAUAUAUAUAGAACGUCGAAAGGAUAACGCAAUUUCGACAAUUUAAAGAAGCGACCAGAGAGAGAUAAAUAUAUAUAGAAGUAUAUCAAGUGAAGAAGCAAAUCAAAGAAAGAGUGAUCGCGAGGUGUUCAAUUCUACAGUGCAGUUCAUUCUGCAGCGAUUUGGUUGUCAUUUUAAAUGAUAUAUAGUGAUAUAUAACGCAGCAAAAUGCAACGACAAAAUCCGAACCCGUACCAGCAGCAAAACCAGCAGCAGCAGCAGCAGCAGCAGCAGGUGCAGCAGUUCUCCACCCAGGAGUACUCCCACUCCAGCCAGGAGCAGCACCAGCAGCAAAGGAUUAGCCGCACCGAGCAGCACGUCCAGCGCAGCCAAUUCACCACCCAGCGGCAAGUGCAACAACACCAUGGUGGCAGCAUCGGAGGCGCCUACGUGCCCCCCUCGCUGACACACGUGUAUGCCCAGGGCGACAUCUCGCCGCCCGUCUUCGAGCAGAUCUUCAAGAACGCUCGCUUCGCCCAGGGCGGCAACGCCCUCUUCGAGGGUCGCCUGCGUGGCAACCCGAAGCCAUUCGUGACCUGGACCCGGAAAGGCGCACCCCUUCUCGAGUCGCAGAAGUUCCGGAUGAGCUACAACGAGGCCACCGGCGACGUGUCCCUGCUGAUCAACCAGAUCGGUCCCGGGGACGAGGGCGAGUACACGUGCACGGCCAGGAACCAGUAUGGCGAGGCCAUCUGCAGCGUCUACAUCCAGCCGGAGGGAGCUCCGAUGCCGGCCCUGCAGCCCAUCCAGAAUCUGGAGAAGAACAUCUACUCGAACGGCUAUUCGUACACCUCCAUCGAGGAGGAGUUCCGUGUGGACACCUUCGAGUACCGAUUGCUGCGCGAGGUCUCCUUCCGCGAGGCAAUCACCCGGCGAUCUGGCUACGAGCAGGACUCACAGCUCUCCCAGGAGCUGGACCGCAACCAGGGUCCUGCCCAGGCGCCGCAGAUCUCGCAGAAGCCGCGCAGCUCCAAGCUGAUCGAGGGAUCCGAUGCCGUGUUCACCGCACGCGUGGGUUCCAACCCGAAGCCAAGGCUGACCUGGUUCCACAAUGGCCAGCGUCUGGUGGCCUCGCAGAAGUACGAGAUCUCCUACUCGAGUGGCGUGGCCACGCUUCGUGUGAAGAACGCCACGGCUCGCGAUGGCGGUCACUACACCCUGCUCGCCGAGAACCUGCAGGGCUGUGUGGUUUCAUCCGCCGUGUUGGCCGUGGAACCCGCCGCCGAGACCGCCUACGAGCCCAAGCCCGUGGACGUGAUGGCCGAGCAACUGGAGGCCGGCAAGGCAUUGCCCCCGUCCUUUGUGAAGGCCUUCGGAGAUCGCGAGGUCACCGAGGGUCGCAUGACCAGGUUCGAUUGCCGUGUCACCGGCAAUCCCUACCCCGAGGUCUUCUGGCUGAUCAACGGCCGCCAAGUGCGCGACGAUGCCUCGCACAAGAUUCUAGUCAACGAAUCCGGCAGCCACUCGCUGAUGAUCACCAACGUGACUCGCCUGGACGCCGGAGCUGUCCAGUGUCUGGCCCGCAACAAGGCCGGUGAGGUGGCCAUCGAGGCGCAGUUGAAUGUGCUGGAGAAGGAGCAGGUUGUCGCACCACAAUUUGUUCAACGCUUCAGCACCAUGACAGUGCGCGAGGGCGAGCCGAUCACCAUGAGUGCUAAUGCCAUUGGAACUCCGCAGCCGCGGAUCACCUGGCAGAAGGACGGCGUCCAGAUCUCGUCCACCGCCGAGCGCUUCGUGGGCAUCGACGGAGGAGCCACCUGCCUGGAGAUUCCGCGCGUCAGUGCCAGCGACGCCGGAUGGUACCAGUGCACCGCCCAGAACAUCGCUGGAUCCACGGCCAACAGGGCCAGGCUGUAUGUCGAGGUACCCAGGGAACAACCAAGUUACGAGCAGCGUCGUCUCAAUCUCCCGAGACCAACGAAAGUCAUCGAGCCAGAACCCAUUCCUGGCCCCGAAAUCAUCUACCUGCGCCAUGUGGAGCGCGCCAAGCCCCACCUGCGUCCUGGUGAGGAGGAUCGCGUCUACCCGCCGCCUCAGUUCAUCAUCCCGCUGCAGAACGUGCAGCAGACCGAAGGUGGCCGUGUCCACAUGGAGGCCCGCAUCGAACCGGUGGGUGAUCCCACCAUGGUCGUCGAGUGGUACCUCAAUGGACGUCCGCUGGCAGCCAGUGCCCGCGCCACCUCCGUUUUUAAGUUCGGGUUCAUUGCUCUGGAUCUUCUGAGCAUCAUGGGCCACGACUCCGGGGAGUACAUGUGCCGCGUGAGUAACGCCAGUGGAGUGGCCGAGUCCCGUGCUAUUCUGUCCGUAGUGCAGCGCCCCUCCAUCGAGCAGUCAUCGCAGAACCCCAACAGUCUGCAGUACAUUAACCAGCUGGAGGACUACUCCCGCUACCAGCGCACGGAGAGCAUCGACGAGCAGCUCAACCAGGCGCCGCAGUUCAUUCGCCCACUCCGCGAUCUCGGAGAGUUCGAGGAGGGCAAGAACGUGCACUUCGAGGCCCAGGUAACCCCGGUAAACGAUCCCUCCAUGCGGGUGGAGUGGUACAAGGACGGACUGCCCAUCACGGCCAGCUCCCGCAUCACCGCCAUCUUCAACUUCGGCUACGUCUCCCUGAACAUCUUGCACCUGAGAGCCGAAGACGCAGGCACCUAUACUGUGCGGGCGGUGAAUCGCAUUGGAGAGGCCAUCAGCCAGUCCUCAAUUCGUGUCCACUCACGUUCCCAGGUCACUGCUGAUCUGGGUAUUCCGGAGCAGCAGCGUUACAUCGAGAAGGUGGAGGAACUGGAGGACUACCGCAAGUCCCAGCAGCGUCGCCAUGUCCAGGAGGCCGCCGAGGCUAUUGCCCCGCCGCAGUUCAAGACUCCCAUCCAGAACCAGCUGGAUCUGCGUGAACACGCGCAUGCGCACUUUGAAGCUCGUCUCGAACCCAUCGGGGAUUCGACCAUGCGCGUGGAGUGGCUGAAGGAUGGCCAGCCCCUGGAGGCCAGCUCCAGGAUCACCACGUACCACAACUUCGGCUACGUGGCGCUGACCAUCAAGCAGCUGACUAUCUACGAUGCCGGUACCUACACCUGCCGUGCCUACAACGCCAUGGGCCAGGACACCACCGUAGCCCAGCUGACGGUCAUCUCCAAGAACGAAAUCGUGUCGGACACCCAGCACCCGGGUGGUCUGCAGAAGAUUCAGCAUCUGGAGGACUCAUCGCGCUACGGACGUCGCGAGGAGGAGGAGACCUACGUAACUACGGCUCCCCGUUUCCUCGGUCCCCUUAAGGGCACCACCAAGAUCCUUGAGGGCCAGCGGGCUCACUUUGAGGCCCGUGUGGAGCCCCAGAGCGAUUUGGGCCUGGUGAUCGAGUGGUACCAUAACGGCCGCUCCAUCACUGCCGCCAAUCGCAUCCAGACCUACUACGACUUCGGCUACGUCGCCCUGGACAUUUCCCAGGUGCGCGCCGAAGAUGCUGGCGUCUACCUUGUGGUGGCCAGGAACAAGCUAGGUGAAGCUCAGCAGCAAGCAACGAUGAUAGUGGAAACUCGUUCCAGUAUCGACACAUCUAGCAUGCACCGCGGUCUGUACGAGAAGACCCAGAACUUGGAGAACAAGCCGUUUGUGGAGCCUCAGUACGACGUCGAGGAGAUCUCCAAGUCCAAGCCGGUGUUUGUCACCCCGUUGAGCGAUCCCAAACCCAUCCACGAUGGCAAGAACAUCCAUCUGGAGUGCCGUUUGGAACCGAUGGGUGAUCCCACCAUGCGCGUAGAAUGGUUCCACAAUGGUCGCCCUGUUACCGUGGGUUCCCGCUUCCGCACCUACUAUGACUUUGGCUUCGUGGCUCUGGAUAUCAUCAAGGCCACGGCCGCCGAUUCCGGGGAGUACACCGUGAGGGCCACCAACCACUUGGGAACUGCCCACACCUCAGCCUGCGUGCGUGUUAUCGAUCACACGGAUGUUGUGACCGAGACCCAGAACGAACAGUCGCUGGAGCAGAUCCAACUGCUCGAGGACUCUCGCCGUCGCCAUCACCAGGAGGAGGAUAUCACCAUCAUGCAGGCGCCCCAAUUCACCAGGGGUCUGCACAAUAUCGAAACCAUCGAGGGCACCAAUGUACAUUUGGAGUGCCGUCUGCAGCCUGUGGGAGAUCCUAGCAUGCGCAUCGAGUGGUUCGUCAAUGGAAAACCUGUAAAGACAGGCCACCGCUUCCGGCCCGCUUACGAAUUCGAUUAUGUGGCCUUGGAUCUGCUUGGCUGCUACGCCAUCGAUUCAGGUGUGUACACCUGCCAGGCCAGAAACCAACUGGGCGAGGCAGUCACCUCCUGCUCCGUGCGCAUUAUUGCCAAGAACGAUUUGAUCUUGGAGACGCAGAACGAGUCGGGUCUGCAGAAGAUCCAGUACUUGGAGGACUCGACUCGUCAUCGCCGCAGCGAGUUCGUCGACGAGGUGGUCAACAUUCGUCCGCGUUUCCUCACCCAUCCGAAGAGCUUGACCAACACCCGCGAGGGUGGCCACGCCCACUUCGAGUGCAAGAUCGAGCCAGUUACCGAUCCCAACCUGAAGGUGGAGUGGUUCAAGAACGGCCGUCCCAUCACUGUGGGUCAUCGCUUCCGUCCCAUUCACGAUUUCGGCUACGUGGCCUUGGACAUUGUCCACUUGAUUGCCGAGGAUUCGGGUAUCUACACUUGCAGGGCCGUUAACUUGAUCGGCUCCGAUGAAACCCAGGUGGAGCUGCAGUGCCGCAGCGGUGAGCAGAUCGUAACUGUCACGCAGAACGAGGCUGGCUUGGAGCAGAUACACUACUUGGAGGAUCGUUCGAGGUAUAGCCGUCGGGAGGAGAUCGACGAGAGCACCAAGCAGGCUCCGGUGUUCACCACUUCACUGAAGAACGUUGAAAUCAAGGAGAACCAGAGGGCUCACUUCGAGUGCCGCCUGAUUCCCGUAUCGGAUCCUUCGAUGCGCGUCGAGUGGUACCACAACAAUCUGCCACUCAAGUCUGGUUCUCGUUUCACUGAGACCAACAACUUUGGCUUUGUGGCUCUGGAUAUUAUGUCCACUCUGCCCGAGGAUGCCGGCACCUACACCUGCCGUGCCUUCAAUGCCGUGGGUGAAGCCAUUACCUCCGCUGUGGCAGUCGUGCACACCAAGAAGUCCAUCUACCUGGAGUCGCAGCAUGAGACCGCUCUGCCACGUCUGCAGCACUUGGAGGAUGGCUCUAAGCGUCAGCGCAUUAGCGUUCAGGACGAGUUCGUGUCCCAGGCUCCUGUCUUCACCAUGCCGGUAAGGGAUGUUCGCGUGGCUGAGAACCAGGCGGUGCACUUCGAGGCUCGCCUAAUUCCAGUGGGAGAUCCCAACCUGAAGGUGGAGUGGCUGCGCAAUGGUCAACCCAUUGAGGCUUCGAACCGCACCACCACGAUGCACGACUUUGGUUACGUGGCUCUCAACAUGAAGUAUGUGAAUCCCGAGGACUCCGGCACUUACACUUGUCGAGCUGUCAACGAGCUGGGUCAGGCAGUAACCUCCGCUUCGCUUAUUGUGCAAUCGAAGACGUCCAUUCAGCUGGAGACCCAGCACGAGGCUGCCAUGCACAAGAUCCACCAGCUGGAGGAUCACAGCAGGUACCAGCGCAGGGAGGAGGAGGAGUACACGGUGACCACUGCCCCCGUGUUCGUUACCAAGUUGAUCGGGCCCAGCAAUCUGGUGGAGGGUCAGAGCGCCCACUACGAGUGCCGCAUUGAGCCCUACCCGGAUCCCAAUCUCAAGGUGGAGUGGUUCCACAAUGGAAAACCUCUUAGCACUGGUCAUCGAUUCCGUACCACGUACGACUUUGGAUUCGCCGCCUUGGACAUCCUGACUGUGUACGCAGAGGAUAGCGGCGAAUACACUUGCCGAGUGACCAACAACCUUGGUGAGGCCAUCAACUCGAUUGUUCUGAACGUGACCUCGCGUUCGUCUAUCAUCCAUGAGACGCAGCACGAGGAGGCUUUGACCAAGAUCCAGCAUCUGGAAGAUACUUCUCGCUUCCAGAGGAAGACCGACGAGGAGCAGUUCCAUGCCGAGCGUCCUCAGUUCGGACGCCCACUGCGUAAUGCCAAGGUCAACGAGGGAACUCCCGUCCAUCUGGAGGCCACUUUGAUCCCUGUGAAUGAUCCCACUAUGAAGGUGGAGUGGUACUGCAACGGUACCCCCAUACAGACAGGUCACCGCUUCAAGACCACCUACGAUUUUGGCUUCGUUGCGCUGGACAUUCUUUAUGCCCAUGCCGAGGACACCGGCACCUACAUGUGCAAAGCCAAGAACGCCAUUGGAGAAGCUGUCACGACUUGUGCUGUAAACGUAACAGCAAACAAGACGCUCGACCUGGACACUUUGGAUGCUCAGCGUUUGGAGAAGAUUCGUCAGCUAGAGAACUAUGCUCCUCCCACUAAGCCAGUGGUGGAGGAGAAGGGCCAGAAGCCCAUUUUCCUUACGCCGUUGAGCAACCUAGAACACCUGAAGGAGGGCGAACACGCCCACUUGGAGUGCCGAGUGGAACCGAUAAACGACCCCAACCUGAAGAUCGAGUGGUUCUGCAACGGCAAGCAAUUGCCCACAGGUCAUCGAUACCGCACCACCCACGACUUUGGCUACGUUGCCUUGGACAUCCUGUACGUCUAUGGCGAGGAUACCGGCACCUAUAUCUGCAAAGCCACCAACCAGCUGGGUGAGGCUGUAAAUACCUGCAAUUUGCGCGUUUUGAACCGCCGCAGCAUGAUUCUGGAUACCCAACAUCCCGAUGCUCUGGAGAAGAUCCAGAAGCUGGAGUCGAAGGUACCGAAUGCCCGUACCGAGGUUGGAGACACUCCAAUCAGUCCUCCCCAUUUCACCGCCGAACUUCGUGGCUCGACUGAGAUCUAUGAAGGUCAGACGGCUCACUUUGAGGCCCAGGUCGCUCCGGUUCACGAUCCCAACUUGCGCAUCGAGUUUUAUCACAAUGGCAAGCCCUUGCCUUCGGCUUCUCGGUUCCACAUCACCUUUGACUUUGGAUAUGUCUCUUUGGACAUUACCCAUGCUGUUGCCGAGGACGCCGGAGAAUAUUCCGUGCGUGCUGUUAACGCCCUGGGUCAGGCAGUGUCCUCUACUAACCUACGCGUGAUUCCGCGUGGUACCAUCAUUUCGGAUACCCAGCAUCCCGAGGGCCUGGAGAAGAUCCGCAAGCUGGAAUCGAUGGCGCCCCAUCAGCGCCAGGAGCCGGAAACUCCAGGUACUCGCCAGCGCCCGGUGUUUACUCAACCACUUCAGAACAUUGAUAAGAUCAAUGAGCACCAGACAGCUCACUUCGAGGCGCGCUUGAUUCCCGUGGGAGAUCCUAACUUGAAGGUAGAGUGGUACCGCAACGAGAAAAUCAUCGAGGACAGUUCGCGCAUCACCAAGCAGCAUGACUUUGGUUUUGUCUCGCUCGACAUCUCGCACAUCCGCAAGGAGGAUGAGGGCGUGUACAUGUGCCGCGCAGUCAAUCCUCUGGGUGAGGCUGUGACCACCGCUUCUAUGCGUGUUGUGUCCGAGGCCAGCAUCCAGAUGGAUACCCAGCACCCGGACAGCAUCAGCCGCAUCCACCAGUUGGAGAAACCAGUGGCUCCGCGUCCCAGCGAGCCAGAGCGCCUGUUUGAGAAGCCCAUCUUCACUCAACUGCUCACUGGACCCUCGGAGCUGUGGGAGGGAACUCAUGCCCACUUCGAAGCACGAGUUGUGCCUGUGGGCGAUCCUUCGCUUAAGUUCGAGUGGUUCAUCAAUGGUGUGGAACUGCAAAUGGGCUCUCGUCUGCGCACCACUCACGACUUUGGCUUUGUCACUUUGGACAUUACCGCUGUGGUUCCAGAGGAUGCCGGUGUUUACAUGUGCCGUGCCUAUAACGCCGCUGGUGAGGCUGUGUCUUCCACCGCCAUGAAGGUAAAGACCAAGUCCAACAUCGAUGGACAACCUUUGAUUCCGGAGUCCUGGGAGGCUAUUCGUCUCAAGGAGGCUGCCAUGAACCGUGUGCCAGAAAUGUUUGUGGAUUCGACACCACAGCAGGCUCCGGUGUUCACCACCCAUCUGCAGAGCUACGACAAGCUGCAUGAGGGCCAGCACGUCCUCUUGGAAGCCCAGGUGGAGCCUCGUGCGGAUCCCAACCUCCGCAUUGAGUGGUUCAAGAAUGGUAUUUCCCUGACCACUGGCUCCCGUAUCCGCAGCACCUUUGAUUUUGGUCUGGUUACUCUGUCCAUCAACGGAUUGCGUGCGGAUGACUCGGCUAUUUACACCUGCAAGGCCACCAACCAGGUGGGUGAAGCCGUUUCGACUUCCUCUCUCAAGAUCGAGGAUCGUCACUGGCUGCAGGCCGAGUCCCUUCAUCCGGAUUCACUACCUCGCAUUGGAGAACUGGAGGCGCCUAAGGAGGGACGUCCCGAGGCUCCAGAACCGACUUACGAAACUCCCGUGUUCAUCACUCAUCUGAACAACAUCGAGUGCAAGGAGAGCGACAACGUGCGCUUCGAGUGCAACGUGGAGCCGGCUAGAGACCCUACCAUGUCCAUCGAGUGGUUCUACAAUGGACAGCCACUGCAAGCCGCUGCCAAGUUCAAGUCCAUCUACGACUUUGGCUACUGCGCUUUGGAUCUGACCAAUUCCUAUGCUGAGAAUAGCGGCGUUUACACCUGCAAGGCCACCAACAGCAAGGGCUCUGCCACCACCUCGGGCACUCUCAAGUGCACCGGUGGCAAGACCAUGUUCCUGGACACCCAGCAUCCUCAGGGUGAGGCCGGUCUUGAGGCCGUUCAGGAAACUGAGGAGGAGCUGGCGAAUCGCUAUACCAGCAAGACUGCCAAGCCAGAGACCCAAUACCCACCACCGGUAUGGACCAAGCCACUGCAGGCCGAAUUCCAUCUGUCGGAGGCGCAACCCAUCCACCUGGAGGCCAACGUGGAGCCCAAGGAGGACCCCAACUUGUUCAUCGAAUGGUACUUCAACGGCAAGAUGCUGCAGCAUGGAUCUCGCUUCAAGAUGACCAGUGAAUUUGGUUUCGUCACCAUGGACAUGAUCGAGGUUUAUGCUCGCGAUCAGGGCAUUUACACCUGCAAGGCGUACAACAAGGCUGGUGAGGCCUUCACCUCGACCACCAUCUUCUGUUCGAGCAAGGAGAACAUCAUCGAUUCUACGCAGCAUCCGAAGGGAGCUGAGGGCUUGGAACAGAUCCAGGAUCUGGAAGACUCUCUGCGCAAGGAUGGCUCCAAGCCAGAGCAACCGGAUCUGGGAAUCCCACCACGUUUCACAACCGAGUUUGUCAACAUCGCAGACAUUGGGGAGGGUGAGCUGGCUCACUUUGAGGCCAAUCUAAUUCCCGUAGGCGACCAGAGCAUGGUCAUUGAAUGGUUCUACAACGGCAAGGUUCUGGAAGCUAGCCACCGCGUGCGGACCAUCUACGCUUUCGGCACAGUGGCUUUGGAGGUUCUAGGCACCAAGAUCGAGGACACCGGCACCUACACCUGCCGCGCCACCAACAAGCACGGAACCGCUGAGAUCAGCUGCACGCUCGAGUGCGUGGACAAGCCUAGGGGUCAAAAGCCGCGCUUCACCUCCCACAUCCAGCCGCUGCAGGGCCUGAAGGACGGUCAGUCCGCCCACUUCGAGUGCACUCUGAUUCCAGUGAACGAUCCGGAGCUGAAGGUGGAGUGGUAUCACAAUGGCAAGCUUAUGCGUCACUCGAACCGCAUCAAGACCGUAUCCGAUUUCGGAUACGUCGUCUUGGACAUUUCCUAUCUGCAGGAUCAUGACAGUGGAGAGUACGUGUGCAGGGCCUGGAACAAGUACGGAGAGGACUUUACACGCACUACCCUCAAUUGCGGAGGCCGUGGUGGUGUCUUUUAUGACAGUCUGCAGCCCGAUUCGCUUCAGAGGAUCAGGGAGCUGGAGUGCCCGCAAGGACAGCAGGCAGAUACAUCUGCUCCUCUGGUUGCCGAGCCACCCAAGUUUAUCACCCAGAUCGUGGAUGUUACCAAGCUGGUGGAGGGACAGUCAGCUCACUUUGAGGCACGUUUGACUCCAAUUACCGAUCCGGACCUAGUAGUGGAAUGGUAUUUCAAUGGCAAGAAACUGCCACACGGUCACCGCUUCCGCACCUUCCACGACUUUGGCAUCGUCAUUCUGGACAUUCUGUACUGCUACGAGGAGAAUUCCGGAGUAUACGAGGCCAGGGCUCACAAUAAAUAUGGUGAGGAUGUAACCCGUGCCACGCUUAAGUGCGCCUCAAAGGCUAGCCUCAUUCUGGACUCCCAGCUGCCGCGAGGCAUGGAAGGUGGUCUGGAGAAGAUCGCCAACCUGGAGUACAGCAUGGUUCGUACUCGCGAAGAAACCACCGAGGAGACAAAGGGCAAGGCUCCAGUCUUCACUGUGCCGCUAGAGAACAUCGACAAUCUGCGUGAGGGUGAGAAUGCUCACUUUGAGGCCAGGAUCACCCCGGCUGAUGAUCCCAAGUUAAAGGUCGAGUGGUACUGGAACGGACGUCCAUUGAAGGCCGGAUCUCGUUUCCGUACUUUCUGCGACUUUGGUUUCGUCAUUCUGGAGAUUUCCCCUGUGUAUCCUGAGGAUUCUGGCGAGUACUCUUGCCGCGCCAUCAACGAGUAUGGUGAGGCAGUGACCACGGCCUCGAUGAAGAUCCAAGGCAAGCGCAGCAUUAUUAUGGAAUCGCAGCUCCCCAAGGGCAUGGAGGGAACCAUCGAUCGCAUCGCCGAGCUGGAGGGCUUGGGAUCCCGCAGUACCGAAUUUGUGCCGGAUGAUGAUACCGGAAAGCCACCAGAGUUUAUCACCUCACCCUUCGACAUGGUUAUUGGUGAAAAUGCUCUGGCCCACUUCGAGUGCCGCCUGCAGCCGAUCAACGACCCGUCGAUGCGAGUGGAUUGGUUCCACAACGGCAAAGCCUUGUGGGCUGGCUCCCGCAUCAAGACCAUUAACGAUUUCGGUUUCGUGAUCCUCGAAAUCGCCGGUUGCUAUCAGCGCGAUUCUGGAUUGUACACUUGCAAGGCUACAAACAAGCACGGUGAGGCCACGGUCUCUUGCAAGUUGCAGGUCAAGGGUCGUCAGGGCAUCGUCAUGGAGCCACAGUUGCCCUCCAACUUCCGCACAGGAACUGAGAGCCUGCAGAAACUGGAGGAGAGCAUGCACAAGCGUGAGGAAAUUGUGAUUGACGACGAGCAGCCCAACCCACCCAAGUUCACCGAGGAAAUCAAAGACAACCUGGAUGUGCCCGAAGGCGGCCCAAUUCACUUUGAUUGCCGCGUGGAGCCUGUGGGCGAUCCAACCAUGCGCAUUGAGUGGUUCUACAAUGGCCAUGUCAUGGCUACCGGAUCUAGGGUCCACCAGCUAAAUGAUUUCGGCUUCAUCGCCUUGGAUGUUGACUACAUCUAUGCCAGAGACUCGGGAGAGUAUACUUGUAGGGCUACCAACAAGUGGGGCACUGCCACCACCACCGCCAAGGUCACCUGCAAGGGCAAGCACAAUAUUGUUUAUGAAUCCCAGCUGCCCGAGGGCAUGACCUCCGAAAAGUUGAAGGAACUGGAGCGCGGUCGCAUUCCAGAAGCCCCGAAAGUGGUUGAGGAGGAGUUCGGGCCACCGAAGUUCACGACUCAGAUCACUUCUGUGACUGUCGAUGAGGCAGAAGCCGUGCGAUUUGAGUGCCAGGUGGAACCCAAGACUGAUCCCAGUCUGCGCGUUGAAUGGUACCGAAAUGGCAAGCCCCUGCCCUCCGGACACCGUUACAGGAACAUCUUUGACAUGGGCUUCGUUUCCCUGGAUAUUUUGUAUGUCUACGGAGAAGACUCUGGAGAGUACGUGUGCCGUGCUGUUAACAAUCACGGCGAGGAUCGUACCAGGGCUACAGUGUCUUGCAAAAAACUGCCUACCAUCUUGCUCCAGAACCAAGUGCCUCGCGGCAUGAAGCGUUCGGAUGCUCUUACCCAAAUGGAAGCCACCAUCAAGAAGUAUACGUCCGAGGUCCAUUUGACCGAGGAUGAUCUCUUCGAUCCCGAUCGCAAGCAGCCUCCUCGCUUUGUCACCCAGAUCAAGGAACAGCUUACCCUGACCGAGAUGGCCGUUACCAAGUUCGAAUGCCAGCUGGCUCCUGUGGGAGAUCCCAACAUGAAGGUCGAAUGGUUCUUCAAUGGCAAGCCUUUGCUGCACAAGAACCGCUUCCAGCCCAUAUAUGAUUUCGGUUAUGUGGCAAUGAACUUUGGCUGGGUUUAUCCCGAAGACAGUGGUGAAUACGUGUGCCGUGCCACCAACUUGUAUGGUAAGGACGAGACUCGUGCCUUCAUCAAGGUGUCUGGCAAGCCCGGAAUUGUGUACGAUUCCCAGCUGCCCGCUCACAUGCAGAGCAUUGACCGCAUCCGUGAAAUGGAAGCCUCAUGGCAAGUGGUGCCCGACGAGGUUGAUCCCGAUGCCAAGCCCAGAACCAAGCCGGUCUUUGUGAGCAAAUUGGAACCCCAGACUGUGGAGGAGGGUGAUUCAGCUAGAUUCUGUGUCCGAGUCACCGGACACCCACGUCCCAGGGUUAUGUGGCUGAUCAAUGGACACACUGUUGUACACGGCUCCCGCUACAAGCUGACCAACGAUGGCAUGUUCCAUCUGGACGUCCCUAAGACACGUCAGUACGAUACUGGAAAGGUAGAGGUGAUUGCUCGCAACUCCGUCGGCGAAUCGAUUGCCAGCACUGAACUGAAGGUUGUUGCUCGCUCGGAUGAUUAUCGUAAUGUGCUGAAGAACUCGCCACGUCCCUGGUAUGAUUACGAACUAGCUGCCUACCAGAAGGAGCGUCAGGAGAAUGAGCUGGAGAAGGUAUUCGAUGAGCGUAAGCAAGUCCUUUCUGAACAGAGCUCUCACACUCUGAAGGGAGUCGAGCACCUGAAGCCCAAGCAAUACAAGCCCCCCACUCCUGACUGGCAGACAAAUGUCAAGGCUAAGAAGAGCGAGGACUACUACAAUAAGCUCCAGACCUUGGAAACCGAGCAGCUUCUGAAGGAAACCAACCUGCGUAGGGAUAAUCAUCAGUACGCUAUUCCCGGCGAGAAGGUCGUGAGCAGCUCUCAGGCCAAGGGAAUGGCUCAGUCCUACGAAGAGAAUCUGCAAGAAAAGACCAGCACCACCCAGGUGCAGGCUGCACCACCCAAGGGCACCGCCCAACCCUCCGAAUCUUCUGUCCAUGGACGCGAGGUUCACAUGAACAAGCAGCAGCAGGUGCAAAAGGAGAUCCAGGGUGACCUCGAGAUUACCCGCAAGAUCACCGCCACCGAGACCACGGAGGUGGAGCACAAGGGCACCAUCCAGGAGCGUGUGGUUCAAGGACCUGUGAAGCCAGCUAAGGCUCCGGUCUUCACCAAGAAGAUUCAGCCGUGCCGUGUCUUUGAGAACGAGCAGGCCAAGUUCGAAGUGGAAUUCGACGGCGAGCCCAAUCCCACGGUUAAAUGGUACCGCGAGAGCUUCCCCAUCCAGAACUCGCCAGAUUUGCAGAUCCACACCUUUAGCGGCAAGUCCAUACUGAUUAUUCGCCAGGUGUUCGUUGAGGAUUCGGCCGUAUUCUCGUGUGUGGCCGAAAAUCGUGGAGGAACCGCCAAGUGCAGUGCCAAUCUGGUGGUCGAGGAACGUCGUCGUGCCGGAAAGGGUGGCAUUCAGCCUCCCAGCUUUGUGACCACCAUCCAGAGCACCACCGUGGCCACCGGACAGCUGGCUCGUUUCGACGCGAAGGUCACGGGAACCCGUCCCCUGGACGUUUACUGGCUGAAGAACGGCAUGAAGAUUCAGCCGAGCAUCAAGUUCAAGAUGCUGGAGGAGGACAGUGUUCACACCCUGCUCAUCAUCGAACCCUUCGCCGAGGAUUCCGGUCGCUAUGAAUGUGUGGCCGUCAAUGCCGCCGGAGAGGCUCGCUGUGAUGGUGAUUGCAUUGUUCAGUCGCCCACUAAGCCGGAGAAACCAACCACUCCGGGCAGCGAGAAGGCCCCGCACAUUGUGGAGCAGCUGAAGAGUCAGUCCGUGGAGGAGGGCAGCAAGGUCGUCUUCCGCUGCCGCGUGGAUGGCAAGCCCACGCCCACCGCCCGCUGGAUGCGAGGCGAGAACUUUGUGAAGCCAUCACGCUACUUCCAGAUGAGCCGCCAAGGCGAGUACUACCAGUUGGUCAUCUCGGAGGCCUUCCCCGAGGACGAGGGCACCUACAAGUGUGUGGCCGAAAACAAACUGGGCAGCAUUCAAACCAGCGCCCAGCUGAAGGUCCGUCCCAUCGAAAAUUUGGACGCCCCGCCCACCAUCACCGCCAUCAAGGAUGUCUCCGUCACUGAGGGCAUGCCCGCCCAGUUCAAGACGACAGUGACUGGCAAGGUGAAGGCCACCAGUGUCCAGUGGUUCCGCGAGGGUCAGUUGAUUCCCGAAACACCAGAUUUCCAGAUGAUCUUCGAUGGCAACAGCGCUGUGCUCCUGAUUGGCACCACCUAUGAGGAGGAUUCGGGUAUCUUUACUGUACGCGUAACUUCGUCCACCGGCCAGGUUGAGUCCUCAGCCAAACUGACUGUUAAAAAACGACGCAUCUCGGCCUUUCAAUUGCGAACGAUUGAUUCCGCCGAAGAUGAAUCCUCUUCCUCUGGUCGGGAGGACAGUGCCCCCGAGUCGCCCAACACUUUCCAACCUGGCCAGCAACCAGGCCAGCAGUUUGGCCAAUUCCUGGGCGUCAACGGGCAGGGUCAGCAUCAGGGAAGAUCGCGCCAGAAGAAACCCAAAGUGCGAAGCAAGUCCCUGCAGCCCGCGACCAAGGUAAUACCGUGGCGCAAAUCAUCGCGUCCCACUCGUGGUCGUUCUUUGGAUAAGGGUGUAUUUCUGCCAGGCUUUAAGCCCGAGCCGGUUAAAUCCUGGACCGAGGAGACAAUUAGCUUAAAGGCUACUCCUAUUGAGAAGAAGAAGCCUACUCCCAAACUAGAAGCAGCCAAGGUUGUUUUGAAAUCGAUUAAAACCGAGCGCGAUCAAGGUAUCAUGAGUUUGGGUGCUACUCUGGAGCAGAUCAUUGCUGGCAAGACCGAAAAGGAAGCAGUUCCUUGGAUCACUAUGCGUGAAAAACUCAAGGCAGUCGAGAGUGUUCAGCAACAGCUCAACAAAUUUGACUUAGAUGAGGUCUACCUUCGACCACUUGAGGGUCAAAUCGAAACCGAUGAGCAGCUACCUCAGCAAGCUCAAGUGGAACAGGUACAGCGCACCAAGGAAAUUCAGCGGCUAAAGAGCAUGGAGAGUGUUGAGAUUAUGGAGAUGACUGACCAGAUUGAUAAGCUUAUUACCCAGCAGCAAAAUGCGAAGGAUCUCAUACCUUGGAAGGAGAUGCGCCAGCAGCUGAAGAGUGUGCAGAAGGUAACCAAGCAGAUCGACAAGUUUAAAAUUGAAGAAGUUGAGCUGCGUCACCUGCAGGCCCAGCAGGCCAUCACCGAGGAAUAUCAAACCGGUACAGCCGAGGAAACUCACGUCAUGAUUGAUGAGAGCUCCAAGGGUUCGAUCUCUAAGGUGAUGCGUCGAGAUGAACUUCAGCAAUACGAAGAUCAGUCCAACAUAUACAAGCAGCAGUUUAUCACCACCGAGGAUGUGAACAUUAUGCAUGUUUCGGAGCGUGAGAAACUGGAGGCGCAGAGAUUGAUUCGCGAACAGCAGGCUGUCAAUUGGCGUCAUCAACAGCAACGCCCACAAUUGCAGCCCCUGACUUCAGUCGAGGACACGAUAGUCUCCCAGACUACCGACAGACAAAAGUUGGUGCAACAGCAAAGCCUCAUCGAGGAGGCUCAGCGCCAGCAGUUCACGCAGAUCGAGGAUUCGCAGAUGAUGAGCCUAGAACAGUACGAACACCAGAAAAUCGUUAGCCAACGAACCCAGCAGGAGGCCUUUAGCUGGCGUCAGCCACGCGAGCCUCAAAAGUUCAUUCAGGUUGAGGAUUCUUCGUUGCUGCAUCUACAGGAGCGCCAGGAUACGCAGGAGCAGCAACUGCUACAGCAACAACCUGUGAUGUGGGAUCGCGGUAGGAAAAAGCCGGAACAACCUCAGUAUGUGCAACCCCAGACUGCACCCGUUCAGCAAGAAUACGAGGAGAAACCAAAGUCGUACGAGGAAAUGCAUGAUAAACUGGUUGAACCCACUCCAGUUCAACAGCCCCAACCUGUGCCAGUUAUGUGGGAGCGGGGUAAGAAGAAACCCCAAGAACAAGAGAAGACCUUCGAGGAGGCACACGACAAGUUGGAAGAGCCCACACCCGUUCAGCAACCAGAACCAGUGCCAGUCUUGUGGGAGCGAGGCAAGAAGAAGGUCGCUCAACAGGAAACCAUCACUUCCCAGGAAGUGGUGCAAUCAUCGCAACUGGUCGACCAACAGAUUGUUGAGGAAACAAAGAAGACUGCUGUUCGCCGGGUGAUUCCACCACGAGAGCCAGAGCAGAAGGUGGAGCAGGUUACGUUAAAACCAACGCCCCGUCCUCGUCCUAAAGAGGCCCAGAAGACUGAAGAGAUUCAACUGAAACCGUUGAAGAGCAUCAGGCCCGUACCCCAAUCAGUGGAGCAGCCGGCGCAGAAGGCUUAUGAAGAAGCCACCGAUGAACUGCCUGAAGAACCACUACCCCAAGAGCAGGAGCAACCGCAACCUGUUUUAUGGGAACGUGGCAAGAAGAAGCCCCAGAAGCCCGAAGAGCAAGUGCCCGAAAUUCCAAAGACUCUCGAGGUUGCGGUAGACACUUUGGAAGAGGAGGUGCCUAGAACCACUGAACCUCAACCUCAGCCUGCUUUGUGGGAGCGUGGUAAAAAGGCUAAGCCAGAACAGCAAGUUGUCGAAGAAGUACCUAAAACAUUGGAGGUUGCUGUAGACACUCUGGAGGAAGAGGUUAAGCCUGUUCAGCCUGAAGCACAACCUGUGCUUUGGGAACGUGGAAAGAAAAAGAAGCCACAACAGCAAGAAGUUGUCGAAGAAAAGGUCGAGGAAGCUCCUGUUAAGACCUACGAGGAAGCAGUCGACGUUCUCCCUGAAGAGCCCAAGCCUGUGGAGAAGCCAGAGCCUGUCUUGUGGCAGCGCGGCAAGAAAAAGACUCCUAAGCCUGAACCCGUUAAAGAAGGGCAUCCCGAUGAGGUAGAUGCCCAAAUCGAAGCUGUCGUUAAAGAAGAGCAGGAUAUUGUGGAAGAAAAGCGUCGAGUCAAGAAGACCAAGAAGCAAAAGCCAACAAAAGAAGCUGCUGAGGAGCUCUUUGAAGAGCAGCCGAAAGAGGAAAUUGCUCCCGAUGAUGAAGUACCUCAGGAAGAAGUUAUCGAAGAGCUUGAGGAAAUUGUCGAAGAAAAACGCAAAGUGAAGAAGACUAAGAAGCCCAAGCCAACGCAAGAGGUGACCGAAGAUGAACAGCCCGCAGAAGAAGUAAUUGAAGAGCAAGAAGAAAUUGUUCAGGACCAGGAAGAGGUCGCUGUUGAAGAAAAACGCCGGGUCAGGAAGGUCAAGAAGCCCAAAACAGUGGUUGAGAAGACAGAAGAUGUGGAGGAACAGCCCGAAGAUGAUAUCCCGCAGGAAGAAAUCGCCGAAACGCAAGAAUUGGUCGUGGAAGAAAAGGAAGAGGUUGUUGAAGAAAAGAAAAAGGUUAGGAGGGUAAAGAAGCCCAAACAAACCGUUAACAAGACUGAUGUUGAAGAACAGUCCGUAGAGGAAAUUCCAGAAGAAGAGCCCUCUGAGGAACAGGAAGAGAUCGUGGAACAAGACGAGAUCUUGGAAGAGAAGGAAAAGGUAAAAAAGGUGAAGAAGCACAAGAAGACCUUGGAAAAGACCGAUGUAGAAGACGAACAGCCAGAAGAUGUUCUUCAGGAAGAUGAAAUAAUCGAAGAACUUGAAGAAAUUGCAGAAGAACAGCGCAAGGUAAAAAAGGUCAAGAAGCCCAAGAAAAAGGUGGCCGAAGAGGAGUCAGUAGACCAGCCAGAAGAGGUUGAAGAACCUCAGGUUAAGCAAGUUGAAGAACCCGUUCCCGAAGAACCCAAAAAACUCAAGCCUGCGCCCAAGAUCCAGGAAGUUGCGCAAGUUGAAAAGGUCUCACUAAAGCCUGCGCCACGAAAGCAACGUCCUUUGCCCGAUAAAGAACAAUUGGAGGAGGUUACGUUGAAACCACUCAAAAAGACUGCACUUGUAUCCGAAACCACACAACCCGAGACACCGGAAACAGAAUUCGAGGUAAAGGAAUUUGUUAUCACAACUGAGGACCAAAUAGUGGACGUGACGAAGAAGCGGGUGAAGAAGAAGAAGCCCAAAUCAAAAACUACUACCGACGACUCAACCGACGAGCCUGUUGAAGAUGUCGAAGAUCUCGAGGAGGAGGUAACUCAACCUGAAAAGGUGCAACCAGUCGAAGAUGUACCUGCGGAACAGCAUACCGAGGAAAUUACCCCCGAACAAAAAAUUGGCCCCAAGCCGAAGCCAAGAAAGGAAGAAAUCAUCGAGAAGGUUGAAGAAGUUGCUCUUAAGCGGGUAACUCGGCCAAAGAAAGAGCUUCCCCAGGAGGCGACCAUCGAGGAAGUACGCUUGAAGCCAACUCAACGCACAUCUGUCAAGCCCGAAGAAGUCAAGCUAGAGGAGGUGGACUUGCAGCACUUCGAGAAAAAGGACGAAGAAAUCGUCCAGGAGGAGAGGCGUAAGACCAAGAAGGUGAAGAAGCCAAAACACGAAGACUUGCCUGAAAUAGCCGAUGCGGAACCAACCCAACUGGAGGAGGCCGAACACAUCGACCUUGAGAAAGAGCCUAAGCCCGAAGAUGAGCAACCACAUGUGCCGUGGAAGCGAGGAGAGAAAAAGAAGCCGGUCGAAGAAGUUGUGGAGGAGAAGAAGUUGCCUUCGGGUAAGCGCCGCCCACUGCCCGAAGAGCAGCCGGAGGAAGUUAAACUUAAGCCAAUUCCUUCAAAACCAGUGGAGGAGCCGAAGAGGCCAGAAAAGGCCAUACCCGGACCACAACUUGUGCCACAAGAAAAGCCAGAAAGCGAAGAGGAGGAAAUAGAGCUGGAACCUCUGAAGCUACCCGAAGAUAAGCAACCUAAGGAGCCCAAGGUUAAGAAAGAAAAGAAGAAGAAGCCCAAGCUGAAGAAGGCCACACCCUCAGUGGACGAGGUGUCGGAGGAAGAGGCUGUGCCCUUCGACGAACCAAUCGCGGAGGAAGAUCAAGUGGAAGAGUUGCCAGUAGAAGAUAUCAAGGUCGUGGCAGUUUCGGAAGACGUUCUGCCCGAAGAGGAAGUGGUACCCACAGAGGAGACGCCUGAGGCCAAGCAGAAGGCGCAUAAGAAGCGCACGAAGCGACUCAAGGAGGCCUCCGUAGAAGGACAACCACAGCUACUGGAAGCGGCCAUUGCUGAAAUCGAAAAGGUGGAUGAAAUAUCCCAAGAGAUCUCACAAAAGACUAUUACCCUACUCAAAAAGACUGAAGACACAAGACCUCAAUUCAUUACGACUGAACAGCUCAUCGAGCUGGAUGUGGAGGACGUCCGACGCGAUCUCGAAAUGAAGGUCACAUCCAACAUUAUCAAAAAAGAGAAACGUCGCGUAGUGCUAGACGACAGUCAACCUUUGCCUGAGUUGGAGUUGAUCACGCAGAAGCGAAUCCAGGAGGGCAUUGACAGGGUAGCCGACGAGGAGCUUAUAGAGGACCAGCAGCUCAUCCAAAACCAGGAGGAGACUACCACUUCCGAGGUUAUUGGUCAGGAGCGCAAGCUGGUUAAGAAGAAGAAAAAGGAGAUUAAGCCCCCGAGGAUAACCGAGAAGUUGCGUCCCCGUCAAUGUGUUCCAGAAGAACCCACCGUGCUGGAGUGCAAGGUGGAGGGAGUUCCAUUCCCGGAAAUAAACUGGUACUUCAACGACAUUCUACUGUUUGCUUCGGAGAAGUACGAGAUCACUGUCGUCGAGCAAGUGGCACAGCUUAAGAUUGCCAAGGUCACACCCAGCGAUGUUGGCGUCUACACAUGUGAGGCCAAGAAUGAGGCAGGAGUCGCAACAAGUCGUACCAACAUUAUUUUAGAAAAAGAACAAGGAGUUGCACCCCAGUUUACGAAACCCCUUAAGAUUGAGUUUACUGAGGAGAAGCAGCCCGAGAGGCUUAAGGUUACGGUGACCUGCCAAGUGACAGGAAAGCCCAAUCCUCAGGUGAAAUGGUACAGAGGUAUAGAGGAAGUAAUCCCCAGCGAAACCGUGCAAAUGUUCUAUGAUGAGAGAACUGGUGAUGUAGCUCUGGAGGUUAUCAACCCCACUCCCAAUGAAGCAGUUGUAUACUCUGUGCAGGCGCAGAAUCAAUUUGGACGUGCCAUUGGCAAUGCCAAUAUCCUAAGUCGGGUUGAUGAAGUUCCCCGGGAAAUUCUCAAGGCACCCACCGUAACUCCAUUGAACGCCGUAGUUGUACCCACUGGAGGUACCCUCUUCUUUGAGGCCAAAUACGAUGGCCUGCCUAGGCCAGAGGUCAAAUGGAUGCGCAAUGGUCGUGAGGUUAUUGAAAAUGAGGAGGUCAUCAUAGAAACCACCGAGACUACAACCACUAUUAAAGUUAUCAAUAUGUCGCGUAAGCGAACUGGUAAAUAUGAAGUCUGGGCCAAAAACAAGGUUGGCGAAGCCAAGUCUUCAGGAUCGGUGGUGGUUUCAGAUCAGAAGCCCGAUGAACAAAUAAGGCCACCAAGAUUUAUUCAGCCCCUAGAGCCCAAAUACUUUGGCGAGCACGAAGUGGCCAUUAUCGAAGCGGUUGUGGACUCUGAGCCAUUGUCCUCCUUCCAGUGGUUUGUGCACAAUGAGCCAGUCAAAAGUUCCAACGAAGUGCGUAUUGUUAGCCAGGCCAACAAGUCAACGCUGCUGAUUGAGGACUUCCAGAAGCAAUUCGUCGGACCCUUCACAUGCCGGGCCGAAAAUGUGGGUGGCUCAGUGACUUCAACGGCCACCGUUAACCUAACGGAGGCUCUGCCCCAAGAGGAGGCAGAGGAAUUUGAAUCGCCGCGCUUUGUUGAGGAACUUAUUCAACCCGUGGAGGUAAUGGAUGGCGAGGCAUUGCUGCUGACCUGCCAAGUCACCGGAAAACCCACUCCCAAGGUGGAGUGGUAUCACAAUGCUGAGAAGAUCACUGAGAACAAGGAAACUGCGAUAUCGCAAGACUUGCAAGGCAAUUGCCAGCUGCAGAUUACGGAAGUUUUUCCUGAAAACGAGGGCCAAUACGAGUGCGUAGCCACAAACAAGGUUGGCAAGAGCGUGAGCAAGACAAACGUUAAAAUACAAGCAUUUGAAUAUAUCCCCGAUUCUGAAAUCACUGGACUCACAGGAUCUGAGGAGGAUCUACUAGAUAGAACUCUCUCGAUCGACGAACAAGCUCCGAAAAUAAUUAAAAAGCUGCCAGAGAAAAUCGAGCCCAAAGAGGGCGAGCAAGCGAAGCUGGAGGUUAAGGUCGUUGGAAAACCAAAACCGAAGGUCAAAUGGCUGCGCGACGACGAGCAGAUAUUCGCCUCCGAGGAAUAUCAGAUCGAAAAUUUCGAAGACGGCACCUCAGUGCUGGUGAUCAACCACGUCUAUCCCGAUGAUUUGGGUACAAUAAGUUUCGAGGCAUACAAUCCACUGGGUGUGGCAGUGACCACUGCGCUUUUUGCGGUCGAAGGCAUCGUUGGAUCGAAGGAUUACCGCAAGCCGGAAUGGGUGACUCAGAUGGAAGAAAUGCAGGUGGCUCUUAAAGAAACAACAGCCACUAAAGUGGAAAAACAAUUCAUACAGCAACAAGAAAAAGAACAUGUGCAAAUUCACGAAAAACAAGAACAAGUGCAAGUACAGGCUCUGACUGAACAAAUUGUGCAUAAGAAAACGAAAACCAAAAAGCAUAAGAAACACAUACAAGAACCAGAACAUGAAGUUUCCGAGUCCACAACAACCAAAUACGAACAAAGAGAAACACUGGCUCAUGAAACAACCACAGGAUUACCGCAGGCAGAAACUCUCGGACAAAUUGAAGAGAUUCUGCCAUCAUACGAGACACUAAACAUGCAAAAUCUUCCAACAGACACCCUCGAAUCCGUUGCAGUUGCAGUCACCACAGAUCUUUCUACUCCGAGACCGAUUUCAGCUCAGGUACAGGACGAAAUACUGCCUCAAAAGGUGUUGGCCAUUAGGGAAGAGUGUUUAUCACUCUAUGACGUUGGCCUGCAAAAAGCCAUCCGUAGACCCGAAGAAAGCAGACUUAGCGAAAAUGUAGAAUUGAGGAAACAACAAGCUUUGAAUGUGGCUGAAACAAGGAUAGACGAAUCUUCUAGAGAGCUUCUACCUUCUAAAAUACCAAAAUCGGUGAAGGCUCAACGCAAGGUGAAGGAGUCGCGUCCUUUGCUGGUUGAAGCUCCCAGCGUGGAAGAAUCUAUCGAGGAUCUUCAGCCACUGAAGACCGUAACACAACAGGCACAUGGUGACAUAUUGUUGUCGCAUGAGCUAACCGAAGAACAGCAACCUGCAAUGGAAAGCAUCAAAAAGCUAAAUCCAAUCCACACAACGGAGAAAAUUGUUCAGGAGAACCUUGUGAAUCAGCAGGAGCUUAUAAUCACCGAAGUGAUCAGCACAGAAACAGUUGGAAGAGAAGUUACUCAGGCGAAGACAGUUGAAGAAAAUAUCGCACCACAAGUAAUACCCAACAUUAGUCUUGCUAUUAGCGAGUGCCAACCAGAGGAAUCUUUGCUUGAACUAAAACUAGCUCCUAAGGCACGCCUGGAGUUAUCCAAGACGUCAAUAUUUGAACAAAAAGCAGUCAGUGGAAACGCAACGUCAGUUUUUGAAAGCGUGGAGCAACUGCCACUUGAGACGCAGCCGUCUAAAAGCUUGGCGCAUUUUGCAAUUAACGCUGAGGAGGCUCCAGUUCAGGUGCACGAAAUCAAACCUUUUGAGAGUCUAGAAAGAGGUGAGGUUACCAAGAAACGGACUGUUGAAACGAAAGCUUUGGAACUGUUCGAAUUAGCUGAGGGAAUAUUGAAUAUCACCGCUGAUUCUCAGAGUCCAAUUGAUGAUGCUUUGCCAAGCUUUAAGGUAGAUGUAAAAGAAGCCAUUAUAAAUAUGCAGACGCAGCACCAUGUAACAACUCUGGAAACAGUUUCAAAUGAAAGCACAUCAAAGGAGUUGGGGAUAAACUAUAUUCCAAAUAUUUCCGAGGGGACGUGGGGGCAAUCCAGUGCAUUGACUAUCGGCGAAACACAGGAGACCAACAUAGUCGAAUCGGCAGUUGAGCUUUCGGAACCAAUUAUAGAAUCAACGAAACCUGCAAGGGGCACCUUAUCAAAAGCCUUUAGAACAGCGGAAAGAAAGGAAGAGGCGCUAUUUGAUUCACUCGGCUUGGUACCAGAUGAAGCUCACAAAACAGCACAUGGUAACGUAAUUAUCUCUGAAGGUGAAAUUGUGGCAGAAAUUCAGACCUCAACAGUAAUUGACAGAGAAAAAGAAUUUAAUUCCGCUACUCCAGAAAUGAUGGAUGCAAAACUAGAUUUCAUCGAGCAUACUGCAUUAGAAAUUAAUCAAGACACUACUGCGGAUAAGGAGAAGGUCCUGUUUCGCGAUAAGGGUCCGACAGCACAUUUAGCUACAGAAAAGAUGGUUGCUGCUGAGCUAAAGGUAACUAGCGUAUUCGAGGUUCAACCAGGAGUGACAUCUUCUGGUAUUAUUUCUGAAGAAACAAAGUGUGCAUCUGCGAAACGAGCCUUCCAGGCGAUGUCGAUUGGGGUUGCUAGUAAGCCAGAGUUCUUCGAUAGUAUCAGUCCUUUUGAACAACUUCAACAGCCUGAACUCAAAACGUGUAACUUAAUUCUGGAUGAGAACCAGCAACCUUUGGAGGUGACCAAUGUAGAAAUAACCGAAAUGAGCACGGAGCUUACUGGUGUCCUCCCCAAUCAAAGGCUAAGCAAAGCCCAAGCUGUUACAGAAGCUUUGAAGUAUACCGAGGGCCUAGAGGUGGUUCCGAUGGAGUCUAUAAUCAACGAAAGCGAACACAUUAAACCGACGGCAGUUUUAGCCAAUAUAAUCACGCCGCAACAAUUUGGAACUAAUGUUGAGGAGCAGGCGCACUUGGAAAGCUUUAAACAACGCGAAGAAGAAGUAAGGCCUCAAUCUCAAACCACAGAAAGCCACUUCGGAUUACUGCAACCUCUUGAAACCAUCUCAUGUGUAACCUUCGAGGGGGAGACCAUUUUACCAGCCGAAGAACCCAACUCUUUGCACAGCGCUGCUAUUGGAACCUGCGCAGCUUUGCAAGUUGCCAACACCAUGAGACCUCAGCGCAUGGAAUCAACAAAGGGACUAGACGAACAUAGGCAUCCGAAGCAGCAGGCACAUAUUGAAAUCGGGGAAAUCACUUUACCAAAUGUUGAAGAAAAUAUACCUCUUGAUGUCUUAAGCGACUACAAUAUACCAGACUAUAACAAGUCAUCUGUUGGUAAUGUAAAGCUUUUUGAAAAUAUGUCAGCUUUGAAAACUACUACUUCUAUUGUUAAUGAACACACAUUGGACUUGAAAGACCAAAAUAUGUAUCAGCAAGUCCACGUUAAUCCAAAACUGGAUGAAGCUACACAGAAAGUACCUACUUCAGAACUCGUUAACAUUCUUGAGCAAUUUUCGGUCUUAAAAGAAGAAUUACCCACCCUAGAAACGAUACGUUCUUCAAUAAAUAGUUUAUUCGAGAUAAAUGUAAGAGAACCCGAAAUUUUUGAGAAAGUGGAGCUCCUGGAAGGUGUUGCCCAGCCAAGCGAACAACUUAUUAAAAUAGCGUUGGACUCCACGACAGGCAUAGCUUUGGUUCGUCAAGAAGAUACCCUUGAGCAAGAACAGGAUCUUAAAGUUUCGUCAGUCCAGUCGGAGAAAGCCCGACCUGUUUCUUCAGAACUUCUUCAGUUGCCUGUAACUGAACACAUGGAAGAAAGCCAAAGCACCGGUGAAAUGGACCAUUUCUCCGUACCCAAGAAAUUUGCGUCUCCCAAAUUUGAUUUUAUAAAUGAAACCAAGUCAUUAGAAACGAUGGUGUACGACUCUUUUACAAAAUCUGUGGAUUCUUCGUUUCCAGAUAGCGCAGUACUAAAAAAGUCUCUAAUACCCCAUGCGCAUACAAUGGUGACUGGAAACUUUGUUUUUGAUGCGGCUGAGAAUCUUGAAAAUCCAUCUGUUGAUAAGAAAAUUGCAACCAAAGUUCAGGAUAACCUAUGUCAUUCAAUUAUAUCAGAGGAUCAAAGUAUAUUGGAAUCUGAAGCUUUUCUUGGGCUGGGAAAUACGGCAAGCAAGAAAGCUAAACUUCUGGAGGAUGUAAAAAAUCAGCAUGCUAGGCUUGUGAUUGAAGCCACUGCCUAUGAAGCCACUGAACAUUCUCACGAAAUAAAUAAAUAUAGUGUACAGCAAGCGGAAGCCACUCACGAAUUCGCGAAAGUUCAUGCAACGGACUUACAACAAGUUGUUGAAGCAGAAAAAGAGCUUAAAAGCCAGAAACAAUCUCAUGCGGAAGCAACGACUGAUUGUGUUCAAUCGCGCCUUGCUUUGGCGCUCACUACAAAGGCGCAUCCUGUUGAAGAAAUAGACCAUCUAUUAAGUUUUUCUCCAAUCACAUCGAUUGCUCAAACAAUCUAUGAAGGAAGACAGCAUGAAGUAAAUAUCAGCGAAGUCCAAGCAAUUGAGGAAUCCAAAGACCUCGUAGAUGUAGGUUUGCCUAUUGUUUCCGCUGUGGAGUCCAUUGACAUAAUGUUUAAGUCCACACCAGAGUCUCACCAACCACGUGUUUUCCAAAAAGAAACAACAAUAUUAUCUACAUUCCCUCAGGAGGCGAAAGCGAAAUCAUCUGUAGAUCUGCUUCAGGGUACCUCAAUACUCGAUACAUUUGCCCUAGAAUCAUCUGAACGUAUUCAAGACACGUCUGUUACUGAACAGGAGGCUCAACAAGAGUUUGUCACUGCUGUAGAGUCAAAUAAAGUUCAGGUUCAUUUUGAUAACAUAAUCAUGCAGAAAGAAGAUAUUUUAGAAGACUCGCAGAAGGAGUAUUUUGGAAAAUCGUUUAUGGAAGGCCCUCAACGAGAAACGCUUGUUACCGAAGUAGUGCCAGUUGAAAAUGUGGUUGGUAUUGACUCACUCCAAGAGCCAAAUACAAUAGGCUAUCUAACAACAAACAAUAGAAUAAAUCAAUCGCACAUGGUGUUAACCCAAGUGCCUUUAGAACUGGAAGGUGAGGCUGAAAUCGAUUACGACAAAAUAUCUCAAGCCAAGGUCAAAUCCGAGGAAGUCAGCAUACAUACAACCGUAUUUGAAGUCACUUCUUACGAAAAAACCGAAGACAUUCAAGAUAAAAAAGAUCAUGGCCUAUUUGUUAAGAUAUCAAAAGAUGCAGACAUCAACAAAGCUCAUUUGACAACAAUACAAUCGUCAUUCGUAAAAGAGGAUACCCUGUCCCAGCCUGAAGUAUUGGACGACACCGCUCAAUUGUCUAAUGUUGAACUUCAAUCGUUGGUUGCCGAAGAGGUAGUCAGCAUUAGUUCUAUCCAAGAAACAUAUGAUCUUCGAAUUCCAUGCGAAAGAAAAGCCAAUGUAGAGCAGGAAACUCCACAUGAGGCUGCUAACGUUUGUGAACAGACUGCGUACGAACAAAGUCCUGAUAUUGUAAUUAGACCGAAAGAAAGGGGUCUUACAAUGACUUCCACUGUACAAACAGGUAAAAAGCCUGCAGAAAGUUCAAUCGUUAGUGUUUACGAAAACAUUCAGGGUCAUGGGGAUUUUAGGCCAAAGACUUCAAAGCUCUCGUCAGACACAACUACGGUUUCUGAGCUGAAUGUUUCCAUAGUAGAAGAGGUGACUGCGAUAACAUCAUUAGGCAGCCUUACAACGGACUUACCACAAGAGCUGAAAGCAACGCCAGAAACCGUUUUACUCAAAACCAUUACUUACAGCGAGGAGCUUUCUUAUGAGGGUGAUAGCCCGAUAUCAAAAGACGAAAAGCAACCAUUUGAUCAUGCGACAACGCAACCAUGUGAUGGUAGAGUUGCACCCUUAACUUGCGAGCAAAGGGAGGAGGAAUCUGUUCAGGAAAUUAUUAAGUUUGAAGCUGAUAAGAAACAGGCGCUAUCAUCAAUCAUCACGCAGAGUACGUAUGUAAAUCAACAAACAAUAACACAUGAGAAGGUUCAGUUAUUAGAAGACAUUCCACACGAGGCUCCCGAAAAUGCAAUAGUAAACAUUGAAGCAAAUAAUUCAGUAACAACAGAACAGCAUGACAUAUUUAGCACAACAUCAACUCAGCUUGGUCCUGAUACUGACACUGGAGAUACACUAAAGACAACGCUAGUAGAAGGUAGCUCACAAAAUGCUUUACAAGCUACACAAUUUGUAUCAGAGCUCUUGCUUGAAACUCCUCAACUGAUGACUAAAAAUGCACACUUUGAAACAACAACAACACACAAAGAAGCACAUUCUACGACAACUGAGUCACAGACUCCAUUACACUUAUCAAAAGACGAGACUGAUAGAUCCCAGCAGAAAAUGAAAGAAGAAUAUUAUAAGUUAGAGAGUUUUGAUAAAACGGUAAAAAAAUAUUUGGAUACAAAACAGAGCACAGACACAACACACACAAAACAAAAGACACCAACACAAACAUCAAUAUCCCGGGCGAGUAAAAUCUCAGAUACGCCUGAAACUAUGCAAGUUAUUGAAACAAUGUCUGAAGAUGGAGCACCGAAAAAGAAAAAGAUUCGAACCCGUUUAAUCAAAAAGUUGAAGGGCGACAAACAAGAGGUUACAAAGAUCGUAACCGUCGAGGAAGAUGACAAGCUUCCCAAAACCACAGUAACCGUUGAAGAACUUCCGUUUGAAGAAGAAAAGCCAGAGGAAGUUCAAGAGCUUCCAGAAGAGGUUCGAGUGGUUGAGACUGUUUCCGAAGACGGCAAGCCAAAGAAGAAGAAGAUCCGCACUCGCGUUAUCAGGAAGGUGAAGGGCGACAAACAAGAAGUCACAAAGAUCGAAACAGUCGAGGAAGAUGACAAGCAACCAGAAACCACAGUAACAGUCGAAGAACUUCCGUUUGAAGAAGAAAAGCCAGAGGAAGUUCAAGAGCUUCCAGAAGAGGUUCGAGUGGUUGAGACUGUUUCCGAAGACGGCAAGCCAAAGAAGAAGAAGAUCCGCACUCGCGUUAUCAGGAAGGUGAAGGGCGACAAACAAGAAGUCACGAAGAUCGAAACAGUCGAGGAAGAUGACAAGCAACCAGAAACCACAGUAACAGUCGAAGAACUUCCGUUCGAAGAAGAAAAACCAGAAGAAAUUCAAGAGCUUCCAGAGGAGGUUCGAGUGGUUGAAACUGUUUCCGAAGACGGCAAGCCAAAGAAGAAGAAGAUCCGCACUCGGGUUAUCAAGAAGGUCAAGGGCGACAAACAAGAAGUCACGAAGAUCGAAACUGUCGAGGAAGAUGACAAGCAACCCCAAACCACAGUAACCGUUGAAGAACUUCCCUUUGAAGAAGAAAAGCCAGAGGAAAUUCAAGAGCUUCCAGAGGAGGUUCGAGUUGUUGAAACUAUAACCGAAGACGGCAAGCCAAAGAAGAAGAAGAUCCGCACUCGCGUUAUCAAGAAGGUCAAGGGCGACAAACAAGAAGUCACGAAGAUCGAAACCGUCGAGGAAGAUGACAAGCAACCCGAAACCACAGUAACCGUUGAAGAACACCCGUUCGAAGAAGAAAAACCAGAGGAAAUUCAAGAGCUUCCAGAGGAGGUUCGAGUGGUUGAAUCUGUUUCCGAAGACGGCAAGCCAAAGAAGAAGAAGAUCCGCACUCGCGUUAUCAAGAAGGUGAAGGGCGACAAACAAGAAGUCACGAAGAUCGAAACUGUCGAGGAAGAUGACAAGCAACCCCAAACCACAGUAACCGUUGAAGAACUUCCCUUUGAAGAAGAAAAGCCAGAGGAAAUUCAAGAGCUUCCAGAGGAGGUUCGAGUGGUUGAAUCUGUUUCCGUAGAUGGCAAGCCAAAGAAGAAGAAGAUCCGCACUCGGGUUAUCAAGAAGGUCAAGGGCGACAAACAAGAAGUCACGAAGAUCGAAACAGUUGAGGAAGAUGACAAGCAACCCGAAACCACAGUAACCGUUGAAGAACACCCGUUCGAAGAAGAAAAACCAGAAGAAAUUCAAGAGCUUCCAGAAGAGGUUCGAGUGGUUGAAACUGUUUCCGAAGACGGCAAGCCAAAGAAGAAGAAGAUCCGCACUCGGGUUAUCAAGAAGGUCAAGGGCGACAAACAAGAAGUCACGAAGAUCGAAACUGUCGAGGAAGAUGACAAGCAACCCCAAACCACAGUAACCGUUGAAGAACUUCCCUUUGAAGAAGAAAAGCCAGAGGAAAUUCAAGAGCUUCCAGAGGAGGUUCGAGUUGUUGAAACUAUAACCGAAGACGGCAAGCCAAAGAAGAAGAAGAUCCGCACUCGCGUUAUCAAGAAGGUCAAGGGCGACAAACAAGAAGUCACGAAGAUCGAAACCGUCGAGGAAGAUGACAAGCAACCCGAAACCACAGUAACCGUUGAAGAACACCCGUUCGAAGAAGAAAAACCAGAGGAAAUUCAAGAGCUUCCAGAGGAGGUUCGAGUGGUUGAAUCUGUUUCCGAAGACGGAAAGCCAAAGAAGAAGAAGAUCCGCACUCGCGUUAUCAAGAAGGUGAAGGGCGACAAACAAGAAGUCACGAAGAUCGAAACUGUCGAGGAAGAUGACAAGCAACCCCAAACCACAGUAACCGUUGAAGAACUUCCCUUUGAAGAAGAAAAGCCAGAGGAAAUUCAAGAGCUUCCAGAGGAGGUUCGAGUGGUUGAAUCUGUUUCCGUAGAUGGCAAGCCAAAGAAGAAGAAGAUCCGCACUCGGGUUAUCAAGAAGGUCAAGGGCGACAAACAAGAAGUCACGAAGAUCGAAACAGUUGAGGAAGAUGACAAGCAACCCGAAACCACAGUAACCGUUGAAGAACUUCCCUUUGAAGAAGAAAAACCAGAGGAAAUUCAAGAGCUUCCAGAAGAGGUUCGAGUGGUUGAAACUGUUACCGAAGACGGCAAGCCAAAGAAGAAGAAGAUCCGCACUCGCGUUAUCAAGAAGGUCAAGGGCGACAAACAAGAAGUCACGAUGAUCGAAACUGUCGAGGAAGAUGACAAGCAACCCGUAACAACAGUAACCGUUGAAGAACACCCGUUCGAAGAAGAAAAACCAGAAGAAAUUCAAGAGCUUCCAGAAGAGGUUCGAGUGGUUGAAUCUGUUUCCGAAGACGGCAAGCCAAAGAAGAAGAAGAUCCGCACUCGCGUUAUCAAGAAGGUGAAGGGCGACAAACAAGAAGUCACGAAGAUCGAAACUGUCGAGGAAGAUGACAAGCAACCCCAAACCACAGUAACCGUUGAAGAACUUCCCUUUGAAGAAGAAAAGCCAGAGGAAAUUCAAGAGCUUCCAGAGGAGGUUCGAGUGGUUGAAUCUGUUUCCGUAGAUGGCAAGCCAAAGAAGAAGAAGAUCCGCACUCGGGUUAUCAAGAAGGUCAAGGGCGACAAACAAGAAGUCACGAAGAUCGAAACAGUUGAGGAAGAUGACAAGCAACCCGAAACCACAGUAACCGUUGAAGAACACCCGUUCGAAGAAGAAAAACCAGAAGAAAUUCAAGAGCUUCCAGAAGAGGUUCGAGUUGUUGAAACUAUAACCGAAGACGGCAAGCCAAAGAAGAAGAAGAUCCGCACUCGCGUUAUCAAGAAGGUCAAGGGCGACAAACAAGAAGUCACGAAGAUCGAAACUGUCGAGGAAGAUGACAAGCAACCCGUAACAACAGUAACCGUUGAAGAACACCCGUUAAAAGAAGAAAAGCCAGAGGAAAUUCAAGAGCUUCCAGAAGAGGUUCGAGUGGUUGAGACUGUUUCCGAAGACGGCAAGCCAAAGAAGAAGAAGGUCCGCACUCGCGUUAUCAAGAAGGUCAAGGGCGACAAACAAGAAGUCACGAAGAUCGAAACCGUCGAGGAAGAUGACAAGCAACCCGAAACCACAGUAACCGUUGAAGAACAUCCGUUUAAAGAAGAAAAGCCAGAGGAAAUUCAAGAGCUUCCAGAAGCGGUUCGGGUGGUUGAAACUGUUUCCGAAGAGGGCAAGCCAAAGAAGAAGAAGAUCCGCACUCGCGUUAUCAAGAAGGUCAAGGGCGACAAGCAAGAAGUCACGAAGAUCGAAACAGUUGAGGAAGAUGACAAGCAACCCGAAACCACAGUAACCGUUGAAGAACUUCCCUUUGAAGAAGAAAAGCCACAGGAAGUUCAAGAGCUUCCAGAGGAGGUGCGAGUGGUUGAAUCUGUUUCCGAAGACGGCAAGCCAAAGAAGAAGAAGGUCCGCACUCGGGUUAUCAAGAAGGUCAAGGGCGACAAACAAGAAGUCACGAAGAUCGAAACCGUCGAGGAAGACGACAAGCAACCCGAAACCACAGUAACCGUUGAAGAACUUCCGUUUGAAGAAGAAAAGCCACAGGAAGUUCAAGAGCUUCCAGAGGAGGUUCGAGUGGUUGAAACUGUUACCGAAGACGGCAAGCCAAAGAAGAAGAAGAUCCGCACUCGGGUUAUCAAGAAGGUGAAGGGCGACAAACAAGAAGUCACGAAGAUCGAAACCGUCGAGGAAGAUGACAAGCAACCCGAAACCACAGUAACCGUUGAAGAACAUCCGUUUAAAGAAGAAAAGCCAGAGGAAAUUCAAGAGCUUCCAGAGGAGGUUCGAGUGGUUGAAACUGUUUCCGAAGACGGCAGGCCAAAGAAGAAGAAGAUCCGCACUCGGGUCAUCAAGAAGGUGAAGGGCGACAAACAAGAAGUCACGAAGAUCGAAACCGUCGAGGAAGAUGACAAGCAACCCCAAACCUCAGUAACCGUUGAAGAACAUCCGUUUAAAGAAGAAAAGCCAGAGGAAAUUCAAGAGCUUCCAGAGGAGGUUCGAGUGGUUGAAACUGUUUCCGAAGACGGCAAGCCAAAGAAGAAGAAGAUCCGCACUCGGGUUAUCAAGAAGGUCAAGGGCGACAAACAAGAAGUCACGAAGAUCGAAACCGUCGAGGAAGAUGACAAGCAACCCGAAACCACAGUAACCGUCGAAGAACUUCCCUUUGAAGAAGAAAAGCCACAGGAAGUUCAAGAGCUUCCAGAGGAGGUUCGAGUGGUUGAAUCUGUUUCCGAAGACGGCAAGCCAAAGAAGAAGAAGAUCCGCAUUCGCGUUAUCAAGAAGGUCAAGGGCAACAAACAAGAAGUCACGAAGAUCGAAACCGUCGAGGAAGAUGACAAGCAACCCGAAACCACAGUAACCGUUAAAGAACAUCCGUUCGAAGAAGAAAAGCCAGAGGAAAUUCAAGAGCUUCCAGAAGAGGUUCGAGUGGUUGAAUCUGUUUCCGAAGACGGCAAGCUAAAGAAGAAGAAGAUCAGCACUCGGGUUAUCAAGAAGGUCAAGGGCGACAAACAAGAAGUCACGAAGAUCGAAACCGUCGAGGAAGAUGACAAGGAACCCGAAACGACAGUUAGCGUUGAAGAACUUCCGUUUGAAGAAGAAAAGCCAGAGGAAAUUCAAGAGCUUCCAGAGGAGGUUCGAGUUGUUGAAACUAUAACCGAAGACGGCAAGCCAAAGAAGAAGAAGAUCCGCACUCGCGUUAUCAAGAAGGUCAAGGGCGACAAACAAGAAGUCACGAAGAUCGAAACCGUCGAGGAAGAUGACAAGCAACGCGAAACGACAGUUACCGUUGAAGAACUUCCGUUUGAAGAAGAAACGCCAGAAGAAAUUCAAGAGCUUCCAGAGGAGGUUCGAGUUGUUGAAACUAUAACCGAAGACGGCAAGCCAAAGAAGAAGAAGAUCCGCACUCGGGUUAUCAAGAAGGUCAAGGGCGACAAACAGGAAGUCACGAAGAUCGAAACCAUCGAGGAAGAUGACAAGCGACCCGAAACGACAGUUACCGUUGAAGAACUUCCGUUUGAAGAAGAAAAGCCAGAGGAAAUUCAAGAGCUUCCAGAGGAGGUUCGAGUUGUUGAAACUAUAACCAAAGACGGCAAGCCAAAGAAGAAGAAGAUCCGCACUCGGGUUAUCAAGAAGGUCAAGGGCGACAAACAAGAAGUCACAAAGAUCGAAACCGUCGAGGAAGAUGACAAGCAACCCGAAACGACAGUUACCGUUGAAGAACUUCCGUUUGAAGAAGAAAAGCCAGAGGAAAUUCAAGAGCUUCCAGAGGAGGUUCGAGUUGUUGAAACUAUAACCAAAGACGGCAAGCCAAAGAAGAAGAAGAUCCGCACUCGGGUUAUCAAGAAGGUCAAGGGCGACAAACAAGAAGUCACGAAGAUCGAAACCGUCGAGGAAGAUGACAAGCAACCCGAAACCACAGUAACUGUCGAAGAACUUCCGUUUGAAGAAGUAAAACCAGAAGAAAUUCAAGAGCUUCCAGAGGAGGUUCGAGUUGUUGAAACUAUAACCGAAGACGGCAAGCCAAAGAAGAAGAAGAUCCGCACUCGGGUUAUCAAGAAGGUCAAGGGCGACAAACAAGAAGUCACGAAGAUCGAAACAGUCGAGGAAGACGACAAGCAACCCGAAACCACAGUAACUGUCGAAGAACUUCCGUUUGAAGAAGAAAAACUAGAAGAAAUUCAAGAGCUUCCAGAGGAGGUUCGAGUUGUUGAAACUAUAACCGAAGACGGCAAGCCAAAGAAAAAGAAGAUCCGCACUCGGGUUAUCAAGAAGGUCAAGGGCGACAAACAGGAAGUCACGAAGAUCGAAACCGUCGAAGAAGAUGACAAGAAACCCGAAACCACAGUAACCGUUGAAGAACUUUCGUUUGAAGAAGAAAAACCAGAAGAUAUUCAAGAGCUUCCAGAGGAGGUUCGAGUUGUUGAAACUAUAACCGAAGACGGCAAGCCAAAGAAGAAGAAGAUCCGCACUCGGGUUAUCAAGAAGGUCAAGGGCGACAAACAGGAAGUCACGAAGAUCGAAACCGUCGAAGAAGAUGACAGGCAACCCGAAACCACAGUAACCGUUGAAGAACUUCCGUUUGAAGAAGAAAAACUAGAAGAAAUUCAAGAGCUUCCAGAGGAGGUUCGAGUUGUUGAAACUAUAACCGAAGACAGCAAGCCAAAGAAGAAGAAGAUCCGCACUCGGGUUAUCAAGAAGGUCAAGGGCGACAAACAAGAAGUCACGAAGAUCGAAACCGUCGAGGAAGAUGACAAGCAACCCGAAACCACAGUAACCGUCGAAGAACUUCCGUUCGAAGAAGAAAAGCCAGAGGAAAUUCAAGAGCUUCCAGAGGAGGUUCGAGUUGUUGAAACUAUAACCGAAGACGGCAAGCCAAAGAAGAAGAAGAUCCGCACUCGGGUUAUCAAGAAGGUCAAGGGCGACAAACAAGAAGUCACGAAGAUCGAAACAGUUGAGGAAGAUGACAAGCAACCCGAAACCACAGUAACCGUUGAAGAACUUCCCUUUGAAGAAGAAAAACCAGAGGAAAUUCAAGAGCUUCCAGAAGAGGUUCGAGUUGUUGAAACUAUAACCGAAGACGGCAAGCCAAUGAAGAAGAAGGUCCGCACUCGGGUUAUCAAGAAGGUCAAGGGCGACAAACAGGAAGUCACGAAGAUCGAAACCGUCGAAGAAGAUGACAAGCAACCCGAAACGACAGUUACCGUUGAAGAACUUCCGUUUGAAGAAAGAAAUCCAGAGGAAAUUCAAGAGCUUCCAGAGGAGGUUCGAGUUGUUGAAACUAUAACCGAAGACGGCAAGCCAAAGAAGAAGAAGAUCCGCACUCGGGUUAUCAAGAAGGUGAAGGGCGACAAACAAGAAGUCACGAAGAUCGAAACCGUCGAGGAAGAUGACAAGCAACCCGAAACCACAGUAACCGUUGAAGAACUUCCGUUUGAAGACGAAAAGCCAGAGGAAAUUAAAGAGCUUCCAGAGGAGGUUCGAGUGGAUGAAACUGUUUCCGAAGACGGCAAGCCAAAGAAGAAGAAGAUCCGCACUCGGGUUAUCAAGAAGGUCAAGGGCGACAAACAAGAAGUCACAAAGAUCGAAACCGUCGAGGAAGAUGACAAGCAACCCGAAACCAUAGUAACCGUCGAAGAACUUCCGUUCGAAAAAGAAAAACCAGAGGAAAUUCAAGAGCUUCCAGAGGAGGUUCGAGUGGUUGAAACUGUAACCGAAGACGGCAGGCCAAAGAAGAAGAAGAUCCGCACUCGGGUUAUCAAGAAGGUCAAGGGCGACAAACAGGAAGUCACGAAGAUCGAAACCGUCGAAGAAGAUGACAAGCAACCCAAAACCACAGUAACCGUUGAAGAACUUCCGUUUGAAGACGAAAAGCCAGAAGAAAUUCAAGAGCUUCCAGAGGAGGUUCGAGUGGUUGAAACUAUAACCGAAGACGGCAAGCCAAAGAAGAAGAAGAUCCGCACUCAGGUUAUCAAGAAGGUCAAGGGCGACAAACAGGAAGUCACGAAGAUCGAAACCGUCGAAGAAGAUGACGAGCAACCCGAAACCACAGUAACCGUUGAAGAACUUCCGUUUGAAGACGAAAAGCCAGAAGAAAUUCAAGAGCUUCCAGAGGAGGUUCGAGUGGUUGAAACUAUAACCGAAGACGGCAAGCCAAAGAAGAAGAAGAUCCGCACUCGGGUUAUCAAGAAGGUCAAGGGCGACAAACAGGAAGUCACGAAGAUCGAAACCGUCGAAGAAGAUGACAAGCAACCCGAAACCACAGUAACCGUCGAAGAACUUCCGUUCGAAGAAAGAAAUCCAGAGGAAAUUCAAGAGCUUCCAGAGGAGGUUCGAGUUGUUGAAACUAUAACCGAAGACGGCAAGCCAAAGAAGAAGAAGAUCCGCACUCGGGUUAUCAAGAAGGUCAAGGGCGACAAACAAGAAGUCACAAAGAUCGAAACCGUCGAGGAAGAUGACAAGCAACCCGAAACCACAGUAACCGUCGAAGAACUUCCGUUCGAAGAAGAAAAGCCAGAGGAAAUUCAAGAGCUUCCAGAGGAGGUUCGAGUUGUUGAAACUAUAACCGAAGACGGCAAGCCAAAGAAGAAGAAGAUCCGCACUCGGGUUAUCAAGAAGGUCAAGGGCGACAAACAGGAAGUCACGAAGAUCGAAACCGUCGAAGAAGAUGACAAGCAACCCGAAACCAUAGUAACCGUUGAAGAACUUCCAUUUGAAGACGAAAAGCCAGAGAAAAUUCAAGAACUUCCAGAGGAGGUUCGAGUGGUUGAAUCUGUUUCCGAAGACGGCAAGCCAAAGAAGAAGAAGAUCCGCACUCGGGUUAUCAAGAAGGUCAAGGGCGACAAACAAGAAGUCACAAAGAUCGAAACCGUCGAGGAAGAUGACAAGCAACCCGAAACCAUAGUAACCGUUGAAGAACUUCCGUUUGAAGACGAAAAGCCAGAGAAAAUUCAAGAACUUCCAGAGGAGGUUCGAGUGGUUGAAUCUGUUUCCGAAGACGGCAAGCCAAAGAAGAAGAAGAUCCGCACUCGGGUUAUCAAGAAGGUCAAGGGCGACAAACAAGAAGUCACAAAGAUCGAAACCGUCGAGGAAGAUGACAAGCAACCCGAAACCACAGUAACCGUCGAAGAACUUCCGUUCGAAAAAGAAAAACCAGAGGAAAUUCAAGAGCUUCCAGAGGAGGUUCGAGUGGUUGAAACUGUAACCGAAGACGGCAGGCCAAAGAAGAAGAAGAUCCGCACUCGGGUUAUCAAGAAGGUCAAGGGCGACAAACAAGAAGUCACAAAGAUCGAAACCGUCGAGGAAGAUGACAAGCAACCCGAAACCACAGUAACCGUCGAAGAACUUCCGUUCGAAGAAAGAAAGCCAGAGGAAAUUCAAGAGCUUCCAGAGGAGGUUCGAGUUGUUGAAACUAUAACCGAAGACGGCAAGCCAAAGAAGAAGAAGAUCCGCACUCGGGUUAUCAAGAAGGUCAAGGGCGACAAACAAGAAGUCACGAAGAUCGAAACCGUCGAGGAAGAUGACAAGCAACCCGAAACCACAGUAACCGUCGAAGAACUUCCCUUUGAAGAAGAAAAGCCACAGGAAGUUCAAGAGCUUCCAGAGGAGGUUCGAGUGGUUGAAUCUGUUUCCGAAGACGGCAAGCCAAAGAAGAAGAAGAUCCGCACUCGGGUUAUCAAGAAGGUGAAGGGCGACAAACAAGAAGUCACGAAGAUCGAAACCGUCGAGGAAGAUGACAAGCAACCCGAAACCACAGUUACCGUUGAAGAACUUCCGCUUGAAGAAGAAAAGCCAGAGGAAAUUCAAGAGCUUCCAGAGGAGGUUCGAGUUGUUGAAACUAUAACCGAAGACGGCAAGCCAAAGAAGAAGAAGAUCCGCACUCGGGUUAUCAAGAAGGUCAAGGGCGACAAACAAGAAGUCACGAAGAUCGAAACCGUCGAGGAAGAUGACAAGCAACCCGAAACCACAGUUACCGUUGAAGAACUUCCGUUCGAAGAAGAAAAGCCAGAGGAAAUUGAAGAGCUUCCAGAGGAGGUUCGAGUUGUUGAAACUAUAACCGAAGACGGCAAGCCAAAGAAGAAGAAGAUCCGCACUCGGGUUAUCAAGAAGGUCAAGGGCGACAAACAAGAAGUCACGAAGAUCGAAACCGUCGAGGAAGAUGACAAGCAACCCGAAACCACAGUAACCGUCGAAGAACUUCCGUUCGAAGAAGAAAAGCCAGAGGAAAUUCAAGAGCUUCCAGAGGAGGUUCGAGUUGUUGAAACUAUAACCGAAGACGGCAAGCCAAAGAAGAAGAAGAUCCGCACUCGGGUUAUCAAGAAGGUCAAGGGCGACAAACAAGAAGUCACGAAGAUCGAAACCGUCGAGGAAGAUGACAAGCAACCCGAAACCACAGUUACCGUUGAAGAACUUCCGUUCGAAGAAGAAAAGCCAGAGGAAAUUGAAGAGCUUCCAGAGGAGGUUCGAGUGGUUGAAACUGUUACCGAAGACGGCGAGCCAAAGAAAAAGAAGAUUCGCACUCGGGUUAUCAAGAAGGUAAAGGGUGACAAGCAAGAAGUAACGAAGAUCGAAACUGUCGAGGAGGAUAAUAAGCAACCGGAAACAACGGUCACUGUCGACGAAACCGAUUUAAGUGGGAAAAUAAAACCUAAGAAGAGAGUUAUUGUUAAAAAGCCAGAAGAGGAAGUAACUGUUUUUGAAUUGCCUGAGCGGAAAUCAGUUAUACUUUCCGAAAAAGAGGAUGGAACUCCAACCAAGACGGUUAUUAAAACAAAAAUAAUCAAAAAAAUUCAAGGUCCGAACAUGGAAGUUACAAAGGUUCAAACUGUUGAGGAGUACGAAAAAGCACCACAAACUAAAGUAACAGUUGAAAAUUUUGAGCUUCCAUUCCCAGAACUUCCAGAAGAAAAAAUUUGUGAAGUAGUUAUAUUGCCUGACGAGGUGUUCGAAUCUGAAAACGUUGAUGAAAAAGGAGCUCCAAAAAGAGUUAAAACAAAGAAGCGUGUCAUUAAAAAACCUUUAAUUGGAAAUACCGAAGAAAUUACUGAAAUAGGAAUAAUUGAACAAGACAAUAAUGAGCCAAUCUAUUCAGUAUCCAUAAAAGAACAGCCCUUAACGGAUUUGAGCCCAAAUGACAUUAAAUUAAUUGAGCUACCUGAGCUCUUAACAGAGUUAGAAGUUGUUUCUGCUGAUGGUACGAAAAAGAAAAAGACAGUUAAAUCUAGAGCUUUUAAAAAGAACAUCGAUGAUGAUCUUGAUGAAGUUACAACUGUGCAUAUAAUCGAGGAGGAAGAUAAAGAGCCACUGACUACUGUUAAAAUAGAAGUUGUGCCUGCUGACGAGAUAUCUAUCACACCAAUACCGAUAGAGGAGCUACCUGAGGAAACAGUGUUCACCGAAGAAUUAGAUGAAAAUGAGAGGCCGAAGAAGAAAACUACCAAAACACGAACAUUUAAAAAGCGUGGUCCGGAGGACGACGAAUAUUUCCAAAUUCAAACGGUUGAUGAAGAGGGCAAGGAACCCGUUUCGCUCAUACGAGUUAUUAGCGAUGAAAAUAUUGCUGAUAUUAUCGAUAUUAGUAAGCUUGAAGACGAAAAAGUUUCGAAACACAAACAAAAGUCACACAAACAGAAGGUGGAAAAAUCUAAGGCCGCUAACACAGAAACGGAACACCCAGUUUACAUCACGACAUUUAAAUCUGUACAAAACGAAGAUGGAGAAACAACUAUACAAACUGAAAACAAACGAGUUUCACAGGAGGAAGGAGUCGUUGUUGAGGAAGUUAUUAGUGAUACAGAAUUCAUUCCAGAAGACACAACACAAUCACACCUUGAAAUUAUUGAAGUCAGCGAGCCAACAGACAAAUACAACAAAGAGUACACAAUCACUGAACCUGAAGAGGCAAGUGCUGAUGCCAUACAAAAACCAGCUAAUGACAAAAACCCAAGACAGAAAAAGACACUAGAAACUUCUAUUGAGGAAGUUGACGAGACUAUUAAUGAGGAAAGUACACGGGAACUGACUGACAAGACAGAUAAGAAACGAAAGACCAAAAAGGUUGACGGUAACGUCGGCGAUGUUUUGGCGGAUGAGAAAGGAGUUGAAAAGAAGGAAAAGCUAAAGAAAAAGAAAGUGGUCCAGUCAAAACGUGAUGAAAUGGAUGACUACAUCCAAUUCCUUAUACACCAAGAAAUUCCAAAGACUGUACUUCAAGGCUAUGAGCGUACGGAAAUGGAUCUUCCACAAAGGGCUCGUCGUGACUCGUCAUUCAAGCAAGCAGUUAAGCUUACACCUAUGAAAAUCGAAAAAGUUGAGUUUAAAAAGCCUAAAAUGGUGGAAAUAACUUCGGUAGUUGAGUUCCCACAAAUGCUUAAGCUUAAAGCUCCAAAGCAAAGACCUCAGGAAGAGAAAAAAAAGAAAAACGAAGCCACUUUCAAGAACAAAAAAUUGAAGAGCUGGAUUAGGUUUAUCCCAUAUGCACCAUACUGCUUCCCUUAUGUGGUGACCGAAUUGGAAACUAAUCGCGAUGUGGGGGAACUUUCACGAAAUGUUGAAGAAGCCGAAGAGGUAUUAAAAUUGCGACCAAAGAAAUUCAAGCCCUUAAAACAUGAAAAAACGAAACUGGAAGAAGUCGAUUUUGAGAUUUUUGAAUCUGAAAACUCAGAACCAUCUGAUAAGGAGCAACCGCGGCCCAAGUACAAACGUGCUAAAAAGUUAAAGGACGAAGUACCGGAUAAAAUUAGAAAUCUUAAGCUUGGAAAGGGUAAAAUUCCACAAAAUGUUGAGACUAUUGAGGAAAUUCGCUUGAAACCGGUUGAGAUAAUAAUAGAAGCGGAAAAAGUGGGCGAAAAGCCCAUAAAGAUUGUGGAAGACGAAGUAAUCAGGAAAAAGAAGCCCAAAAAGUCAGACAGGCCUGAAGAAGCACUUGAGUUUGAGCCCAUUGAAUUCAAGGAUGUUGACGGCACAUUUGAGUUCCCAGAAGAGUCUGAAACAUCUGCGACUGAGGAAAAGUUCACACAAGAGAAGCCGAAAUACAAAAGAAAAAAGAAGCCGACUCCCAAGCCAGAGAAAAAUCAGUACGAAAUAUUUCCCGGUAAACCAAAGGAACAAGACGAAUUUCCGGAAGAGGAGCUAAAAUUACGCAAGCGCCAAGGUGAAAGACCUGAUGCUGAAGAGGAAGAGGUCAAGCUUAAACCAUUCUAUAAGUUCGAAGUCCUAGAACUGGAGCCUGAAAACGUACCGUCUGAAAUGGUACCUACCACUGAAAACCUUUCAAAGGAGCCUAAGAAAAAGCGAAAGCUCAAGCUUAAGACUGAGCAAGAAGAUAACACAAUCGAAAUCGUGGAAAUAUCUCCUGAAAAUAAGGAUGACAAAAUCUUUGAAGUUACUGUCACAAGCUCUGAAAUUGUUCAAAAUGACGAAAUGCCGAAGAAAAUAUUUAAGAAGAAGGUAAAGCGAAUGAACAAACAGGAACUUGAUGAUUUCGUCACAGAGCUAAAGGAAGAACCGGAUCAGAAGUUUUACGAAACAAGCAUGCAAGACUUCUAUGAGGUAAAGUUGACCGAAUUACCGUCAGAGAUAGAAAAAGAUAAGCACAAGAAGCGCAGGAUACGGCUUGAAAAAGGAGAUGAUGUGGAAGUUUUAGAAAUUGUCGAAUCGGCUGUCGCAUCCGAUGAAGAACCCCUCUACGAAAUUUUUAUAACUCCUACAGAAACAAACGAGGAAGAAUAUGAAGCAAUGCCAGCUGAAAAGCCUAAAAAGAAAACCAAGAAAAUGAAGAAGGAUGAGCUGGAUGACUAUAUUCAGCAUCUGAUAAACGCCGAGAUCCCUGUAACAGAACUGGAAAGAUAUGAAAAAAUUAAUGUAGAUGGAAAGCCGAAAAAGAUCAAAAAGCAGAAGGUCAAGCAAGAAAAGGCAGUUAUAGAUGAAGGCGAAACUCUUCAAAUUGGAAUCACAGAGCAUGAGCCAAUCGAAAAACCAAAAUUAAUGAAACCAAAGGCAAAGAAAGCUAUUAAGGAAGCAGAAGCACUUGAAGCCGAGGCGAUUCCGGUAUACGAUGAGUUCCUCAUCAAAAAAAUUGAUUCUGAGCGUUCCUCAGAUGAAUACAUUAAGCAAACAGAUAAAAAGGCCUCUCAGGCUUUGGAUGAAAUUUUAGUAGAUUUAAGUGAGUCUUUACCUAUUGUAGUAGUGGUAGAUGAUCUUGAGUCCGCUACACUAGCUCCUGAAAUAACUUCAGCAACGGAUGAGAAAAUAAUAAGAAAACGCACCGUGAAGACUAGAAAAGGUCCAAAGCAGUACGAAAUUGAAAUAAUUGAAACCGAUGGUGAAAGGGAGAAACCAGAUGAAGCCAAGGUUAUAGUUGUAACGACAGAAAUUUCUGAAGAUACCACCGACGGACCUUCGCUGAUUAAAUCGGAAGAGCCAAAGAAAUCCGUUAAGAAGGUGAAGAAAGAUAAGCUUAAGGAAUACAUUGUCAAUGUAGUCGAGGAAGCACCAAUAGAACAUAUCGUUGAAUUCUCUGAAGAUAUAAAAACAUCUCCUACCAAAAUAAGCCCAUCAGAAGAGGAUAUUACUUCCUUUACCACUACAGUAGUUGAGGAGGAAACAGUUAAGCCUUUUGUACCCGAAGAAAUAAAGUCUGAAAAUGUGGCAAGUAUUCCGAAAGAUAAGAAGAAGAAAACAGAUCAACAGAAAAAGAUAAAAGUAUCGCAAAUUGAACCUUCUCCAAUUUCUGAAGAUUCGAUGAUUACAGAAUAUUUAACCAAGCUCUCGGAAUCUGAGGAAGUUCCGCUAACGGAUGAAUACUCCAUUGAAAUAAAAGACAGUUUGCCAAAGAUCAAAAAGAAAUCGACAAAGAAACCCAAGGAAAAGUCUCCCUCUGAUACCAUUUCCGAAUAUACAAUUCGAAUAGAGGAACUGGCUCCGGAAACUGUUACCGAAAAAAUAGUAAAUGAAGAAGGUACAGAAGUUGAAAGAAUCAUAAACAAACGAAAAAUUAAAAAAAAGGAGGGUCCAAAGGAAUAUCUUAUUGAAGUUCUCGAAACAUUUGAAGAAAAUAAGCCACAAGCAGAUAUUAUUAUUCAGACCACUGAAAUAAUGGCAUCAAUUGACUCCAAACCUCAAAAGGAUUACAAGGUGAAGAUUGUGAAGAAGAAGAAACCAAAAUCCGAAAGCUUGGACAAUUAUAUUCAAAAUCUGAUAGAGGAGGAAAUUCCCAAAUUGGAUCUUGAAGAAUAUGUAGCUGAUGUAUUAGAGACAUCUCUAGAGGAAAGAAAACCCAAGAAAAUCAAGAAACAUCACAAAAAAUCGACUCAGGUUGUCGACGGCAUACCGAUUACUGUGCACGAGGUAACCAUACAAGAGUUUGAACCCGAUCUAGAAGAUUUGAAGCCGCAAGAGGUCAUCGUGAAGGUGUUUGAUCGUGAGGAUGCAGAAGAAACUCCCAAGGAUCUAACAAUAAAAGAUUCAGAAGAAAAACCCAAACCAAAAUCGAAAAAAUUGUUGAAGCACAGGAAUGUUGAAGAGGAACUGCCGCAACCAGUUAUUGAAGACAUUUCGGAAGCUGUACAAGUUGUACAAGUAACUGAAGAAGAUGGUACAGCAAAGCAGGUCGAAAUUAAGAAGAAAAAAGUUUCUCGCAAGCAAGGGCCGAGGGAACAAAUCUUUGAAAUUACUGAGACAAAAACUAGUGAUGAACCACUGGCUGAAGUAACUAUUGUCGAGGUGACAGACGAGAAGCCCAAAGAAGAAAUUAUUCUACCUAAGGAAAAGAAGACAAUAAAGAAACUCAAAAAACUUAUACCCGAAGACGUCGAAAGCUUUGUAAUUAAUGUUUUGGAGGAGUUUAGUGAGAAUGAGGGGACCGAUGAACCAGUCAUUAAAGAUAUUGUUGAGUCCGUGGAAAUUCAAGUUACAGAAGAUGAUGGCGUUACCAAGGAGGUUGAGGUUAAGAAGAAAAAGGUUUCCUGCAAGCAAGGUCGCGAGGAAAAAAUCUUUGAAAUUACCGAGACAAAAACUAGUGAUGAACCAUUAUCUGAAGUAACUAUUGUCGAGGUUACAGAUGAUAAGCCUAAAGACGAAAUUCUUUUAGUAAAGAAGCAAAUAAAAAAACCGAAAAAACUUAGGCCUGAAGACGUCGAAAGCUAUGUUAUUGAUGUUCUUGAGGAGCUUGGUGAGCCUCAACAGUUUGAAGAGGUAGAGCAUACUGAGGACAAACCAUACGAAACUAAAUUAGAAACAAAGAAGCCAAAGAAGCCCAGCGCAGAACCACCUGAAAAGACAAUCCUUGUUGAAGAAGUAGCUCCUAAGACUGUUAUAGAGAAUGUGAUAAACGAAGAGGGCGAGGAAGUGAAGCAAGUUAAGACAACGAAGAAACUUAAGAAAAGGGAAGGCCCCAGAGAGUAUAUCAUUGAAAUAACAGAAACCUAUCAAGAGAAUAAUCCUGAGGCCGAGAUCGAAUUCACUACAACGGAGUUACCUUCAGAGUACUCACCAGAGGCCGAAAAUGAUCAACCACUCAAGAUUCUUCAUAAGGUCAAAAAGAAGAAGCCAGUUAGGGACGAUCUUGACAAAUACAUUCAACAGUUAAUCGAACAGGAAAUCACAAAAACACCUCUAGAAGAAUAUGAACCAACAGAAAUUGAUGCAAAACCCAAACAGCCCAAGAAAAAGGUAAAGACUCAUCACAAAAAGACAAUUGAAGAUGGUGAUGGAUUACAAAUUACUAUUCACGAAUUCGAUGUGAAAGAAGUCCAACCUGAACCUGAGAAUACGGAACCACAAGAAGUUGUGUUAGAGGAAGUUGGAGAAGUUACAAACCAGCCGGACGAUUCUUCAAAUUACCUUGUAAGCAUUUCCGAUGAGUUUGUUGAAGGUGAUAAGCCAAUCGAAAAAUCUUUGGAGAACGAACAGAAACCAACUAAAAAAGAAAAACCAUUAAAAAAGAAAUUGGUUGUGGAACCUCAUGCUCUGUUGCAAGAAAUGGGUACAACUGUUGAAAUUGUUGCGCAACCCACGGAAGAGGGAAUUGUAAAAAAUGUAACUGUUAAGAAACGAAAGGUAUCCCGAAGAAAGGGGUCUAAAGAGCAAAUCUUCGAAAUUACGGAAACAUCAAGUGAAGAUCAACCUACGGCUGAAGUUACAGUUAUUGAGUUGACCAGCGAGGAUGCAUUAGUUUGUGAAGAAAAGCCGAAGUCGGAAAAGAAGGUUGUCAAAAAGCCAAAACAAUUAGAGAAAGACGAUAUUGAGGAAUAUAUCAUAAAUAUUAUAGAUGAAUUCGUGCAGCCGGUUCCUGUUGACGUAGUUGAAAGUGAAGCAGAAGAAGUAAAGGAGAAAAAAAUUAAGAAACCUAAAAAAUCUCUAAAAAUAUACACAGUAACUGAAAAAGAACACACAGAUAUCCAGGUACCUGAAGCGGGAGAGGAAGAUUUUGAGCAACCGAUUGACUCCACUCCAGAGAAAUCAACAGAAUCCGUCGAAUAUACUAUCGAUAUCAAAGAUACGACUGUGGCUGAGGAAAAGAUACAACCCAAGCCCAAAAAGACAACCAAGCCCAAGACUGUUAAGCAGCCUGCAAUGGAAGAAAGCCACGACUAUACUGUAAGGGUGAAAUCUGAAGAAAACAUAAGUGAAGAGCCAAUCCCUGAACACGAAGCAGUCGUGAUUGAAAUUGAAGAAGAUAAACCAUAUGAGCAACCUGCUUUCCAGGUGGAAGAAAUUGAAACCGAGGCAGUGGAAAAGGAAGUAAUCGAUGAUAAGGGUGGAAUGGCAAAGCAAACUGUUACCCGACGAAAAAUCAAAAAACAGAUUGGCACCAAGGAAGAAAUUAUCGAAAUCGUGGAAUCCAAGACAGGAGAUACUUCAGAGUAUGAAGUCAUUGUCACGACCGAAGUGCCAGAAACAGUUGGUGAAGAAGUUCCCCAGGAGGAAAAACAAAAGAAAACUCGUAAAGCCAAAAAGGUUCCCAAGGACGAUCUUCAUGACUACAUUCAGAAGCUUAUUGAGCAGGAUAUACCAAAAACCGAACUGGAAAAGUAUGAAAAGAUCGAUAUAGAUGAGCCAAUCAAAAUGAAGAAGAAACCCAUCAAAAAGGUUAAGCAUUCUGCGGAGAAGCCGACAGAGGGCGCUGAACAGCCAGUGGAGUAUAAUCUUGUUGAGGAGAUUCCGGAUAUUCCUAAAGUUCAAAAAGACGAGACAGAGCUCACGUUUACUCUUAAGGAAUUUAUUCCAGAAAAGCCAUCAGAAACGCCAUUUGAAAUAGUUGUCCUUGAAGAAACGGUGGAGACCAAGCAAGUGCCAGAUGAUGAGGGAAUAGUAAGGGAAAAGGUGGUUAAGACUAAAAAGAUAAAGCAGAAGAAGGGACCUGAAGAAAUAGUUCACGACAUAGUCGAGGUAACUGAUAAGGAUACAAACGAAUCUGAAGUAACAGUCACAACCACCAUUCCAAAGGAGACACCCGAUCAGGAAGAACCUUCAGUAAAACAAAAACGGACAAAGAUGGUUAAGAAAGACGAAGUCGUAGACUUCAUCAUGGCAGUUAUUGAGGAUGAGGCACCAAAGACGGUUGAACCUGAGGACGUAGUUGCCAUUGUAGAUAAGACUAGUCUUAAACCAACUUCGGAAAAGACAAAGAAAAAGCCAAAGAAAGAAAAACAACCAUCCGUUGAGGAGACAGUUCCAAAAGACACUGAAGUUUUCGUUAUCGAUACAGUUCCGGAGGAUUCUACAGUUAGCGAUAAUAUUAUAACUGUGGUGGAAUCAAUUCCGCUCGUAGAAGAACCUGAACUGAAAAUAAAUCAGCAUGAGGAAAUUAAAAAACCAGAAAAGAAAAGAAAACAAAAGUCUACAAUUUCUAUUCAAGAGGACCAACCGGCAAUUGAAUCCGAAGAACAGCCAUUAGAGGUUACACCGAAGGAAUCUGACACAGAAAAACCUGAUGUCCGCGAAUUUAGUGUUUCAAUCAAAGAAGAAGAACAUACAGAGCUCAAACCUGAAGAAAAGAAGACUCCUAAAAAGGUAUCAGAAAAACCAGUCCACCCCUAUGAUGGAAAAUACGAUGUUCCAGUUCAAGAAAGUGUUUUAGAACCCGAAGAAGAAAAGCCGUUUACAAUUCAGGUAAUCGAAAGCGAAACAAAGGUCGAAGAAACUAAAGACGACUCUGGCGAAAUUCAUAAGCAAGUAACCACCAAGCGAAAGUUGAAGCGACCUGACGGUGAAGGUGAAAUAGAGAUUAUUGAAGUUGUAAAGGACGAUCAGCCUGAGGCGGAAAUAACUAUUGUUGAGUAUGAACCAGAACCUGUAAAACAAGACGAUAAGCCCAAGGAGCCUAAAAAGAAAACCAAGAAGGUUAAGAAGGAUGACCUACAUGACUACAUACAAAAGUUAAUUGAAAUGGAAACGCCCAGGACUGAGCUUGAAAAGUAUGAGAAAAUAGAAUUUGAGCCGACUGUCAAGGACAAACCAGUAGAUAACAUGAUUGAUAAAGUGGAAGAAACACCUUCUGAAAAGCCGAAAAAAGAAAAGAAGCCAAAAUCUAAAACACUUCCAAACGAUGAAAGUCAUCUUGCAGAUCAGUUGGUAGAAGUUAAAGUGAUAGAAGAGGAAGCUCCUGAACAACCCCAAUUACCUGUAGAAGUUGUAGAAGUUCAACCUGUUGAAGUACAUGUCGAAGAGGUUGUUACUGAAGGGGGCAAGUCUGUCCAGGAAAAAACUACCAAACGAGUUUUAAAGAAGAAAGGACCUCAAGAAGAAACCACUUUCAAGAUUACAACAAUUGAGAGCGAGGAUAACGAUUCAGUGACGGUUAUCGUUGAUGAGGAACCAGAAGUAGCUCCCGUACAGUCCAUCGAAAAACAACCUGAGCGGGCUGAAGAGAAACCGAAGACAAAGCCCAAGAAAACCGUAAAGAAAAUUAGGAAGGACGACUUAGCCGACUAUGUAAAGAAACUAAUUGAAGAGGAAAUUCCCAAGGUAGAGCUUGAAAAGUAUGAAAAGGUAGAAAUGCCAGAGAAAUCUGGUCAAGCAGCUCCUUCUGAAAAUAUUUUGGAAGAGAAAAAAUCUGAGACAACCGAGCCAACAGCAAUAGCCACCGACUCAGCCAAACCCAAGAAAUCUAAGACUCCUAAGCCUAAGGCAGACGAAACAGAACCUGACUUACCGACAGACAUCACUGACACUGCAGAAAUCACACCAACCCAAUUUGCACAUCCCGAGGACACAGCCACUGCACAAAUUACACCAAGCGCACAAGAAGAGAAACCUAUUCAAGAUGACACUAAAGAUACAAUUCAGAAAACAGUUAAACAUAAGAAAACAAAACCAGACACACAAAAAUGCGUUGAAACAAGUGAACUUCCAGAGGUUCAAAAAGACUAUGAAAUAAACAUCAUUCAUGAAGAGCCCGUCGAGGAAGAUCAACCCCAAAAGAUUCUAGAGGUUCGAGUUAUUGAUGAAAUCGCCGAGGUGGAAGAAUCACAGCCCAUUGUGGAAGAGAUUGAAGAGGAAGAAGAACAGCCCGUUACGGAAGAAACUGUUGAGGACGUCACCAAGCCCAAGACUAGAAAGAAGAAGAUUGUCAAAAAGAAGACGGAUGACCAUGACGAACUCAUCAGAAAGAUGUUGGAGCAGGAAAUCGAAAAGACGGAAUUGGAGAAAUACGAGAAAAUCGAACUCGAUGUUCCCAAGAAACUGAAACCAGAAUUCGCUUCUCUUGAGCCAAUAAAAAUCGAGCGCAAGGAACAGAAGCCGACAAAAGUAACCAUUGUCGAGGCUACUGAUGUUCCCAAAACCGUUAAGCUUAAGCCCGGUAAACGUAAGGAGAAACCUGCCGAGGAGCAGACUGUACAACUGCCCAAAUUCAGACUCAAGGCCCGCAUGGUGAUGGUUGAAUACCCUCCGGCUCCGCUAAUUCCGAAAAUAACUGAUAUUGGGGCCAUUAAGGACAACGGUGAACUAUCUCGUAAUAUUGAAGAGGCUCAAGAAGUUCUAAAGUUCAAACCGCAAAAGACAAAGAAAAUGAAGAAGAUCAAGGAUGAUUUAGAAAAGGUGGAACUUGAAAAGUACGAAAAAUACGUCAGUAGUGAAGAAGAAUCGGAGGAAAAGGAGCCUUAUAAGAAACCUGAAAAGGCACCAAAACCAGAGGAAAAACAGGAAGAAGUGAAGCUCAAACUGGGCAAGGGUAAGAAGAAACCAAUCGAGGAAGACGAGCCAGAAAAUGUUACUCUUAAAAAGAUUCCGCAAAAGCCACAAGAAGCCGAGGAAGAAGUUGCUCUCAAACCCAAACCAAAGGAGGUGUUUGUUAUUGAAGAACUACCAAAGGAACCCAAGGAAGGAGCGUUUGUUGUAGAGCCAUUUAAACCAACUGAAUCCGAUCGUCCUGAAUAUGUUCCCGAGGAGCUAGAGCCAAUCGAUCAUCCAGAGAAGCCCGAUAAACCCAAGAAGCCGACGAAGACCAAAUACAAGCCCAAAGAUAAGUCGAAGCCCGAACCGGAAACGAUCAUCUCGGAGAUCGUUCCCGCUGUACCAAAAGAAAAAGCGGAAAUUCCCGAAGAGGAAGUAAAGUUCCGUAAGCCCCAGAGAGACGCUUCAGAAGAGACUGACUUAGAAAUAAAGUUACGUCCCGUCCCUCAGACUCCUAAGACUGAGGAACCUGUCGAGCAAGCCCUGGUCAAGACCAUAGAAGAGAAACCAAAGCCUGAGAACAUUCUAGAUAAAUCCGUUGAUGAGGAAAAGAAGCCAAAGAAAUCGAAGCCGAAAAAGGUGCAAUCAAAGGAGGAAGAAGUUUCUGAACAGAAGCCAGAAGAGUUUGAGGUUUCGGUGAAAGAAGAAAAAGCUCCAGUGGAGGAACUCGUGAAAACCGAAAAGCCGGAAGAAGUGAAGGUAAAAGAGAAAAAGCCCAAGAAAGCACCUGUUUCGGAAGUUGUCGUCUCUGAAGAAGUGCCGGAACCCAAAGAAUUGCCCGAAGACAUUCCAGUGGAGUACAAGAUAACAACUACAGUACUAGAACCAGAGGAGGCACCAAAGGAACAUCAAGUCCGAGUAAUUGAUUUCGAUGAGCGUCAAGAAACUACCGAAGAAGUUAUUGAAGAAAAGGUAGUGACGCGCAAGAAGAAACCUAAGCCACAGCAGCCGGAAGAGUUUGAAGUCACUCUGCAGGAGCCAAAGAAAGAAGAAAUAGAACCCGAGGAAGUAUCCGCUGAAAUCUCGCUGCCAGUUGAGCAACCCGAACAGAAGCCAGAAGAGUUUAAGGUUGAACUUAAAUUGACUGAGCCUACUCCAGAAGUGCCGGUUGAACAGCAAGUAACAGUCAAAGAAAAGAGCAAGAAAAAACCUGUUAAAGAAGUUAAGGAAGAUAAGAUUGUAGUGGUAGAGGAAGAAGAAAAUGGGCAACCAGUCGAGGAGGCAGCUGUGGAGCUUAAAGAGCAGGAAGAAAAGAAGAAAACGAAGAGACCGAAAUCCUAUGAGUUCAAGAUCUCUGAAACCGAAGCUGUUGAAGAGAAGCCAGCCGAAAUUAUAGAGGAAAUCCAAGAAGAAAUACCGGAGGCUGUAGAGGAAAAGGUUGUCGAGAAGUUUGAUUCUUAUGAAAUCACUCUUACAGAAACUGAACCAGAAAAGGUGGUUAGAGUCGAAGAACAGCCCGAGGAAGAAACUCCUGAAGAGGUUGUUUUCAAGAAAAAACCCAAGCAGGCUGAGCCAGUUGAGGCCGAGAUUGUAAUAACAGAACCAAAGGUGAUAGAAGAAACGACUGUGGAAACUGCAAUCAAACAGAAGAAGACCAAAAAGCCGAAGAAAACCGAAGAAGAAGCUCAGUUAGAAAUUAAGGUUGUUGAGAGCGAAGCACCUGUUCCUGGAGAAGUGUUGAUAGAAGCUCCUAAGAGUGAUAUUGUAGAGAAAGAAGAUGUUCUUGUCGAAGAAAAGCCAGAGGAAUUCAAAAUUCGUGUGUCAGAAACUGAAGCCAAGCCCGAAGAAUUAAGUGAGGCACAGUUUACUGUUAAGAAACGCAAGCCUUCUGUUACUUUCGCAGACGAGCCCGCAACUGAAAUUAUUCUUAAGGAAAGCAAACCCAUUGAAGAAGUUACUGAGGAAGCUCAAAUCAAGACCAAGAAGCCAAAGAAGAAGGUCAAGGAGGUGGAAGCUGAGGAAUUAAAGAUUCAAAUCACCGAAGAAAUUCCGCAGGAAGUACCCAUAAUUGAGGAAGUCGAGGAGGAAGAGGUAAUCCCGGAAGUCAAGAAAGAAGUACCGGUGGUUGAAGAGAAGACAUACACAAUUGGCAUCAAGGAAACGGAACCAGAGAAACCUGCCGAAGAGAUUGUUGAAGAAGAGCCGUUGCUAUCUGAGCCAAUUGUAGAAGAGCCGCAACCAGAAAUCUUCGAAGAACAUAAGGUAAGGGUUAUUGAGGAAACUCCUCGUGAACUGGUUGAGGAAGUCAUCAAAGAGGAGGUCAAGGUUAUUCGCAAGAAGAAGCCAAAGCCAGAAAUUAAGGAGGAACCCGAGGCGGAAGUUACUGUCUCUGCUCCGAAGCCUACUGAUGAAGUGGAAGCUACGACCAGUAUUGCUGUUGUUCCAGAACAACCGGCGGAGGAAAAGGCCGCUGAUCUCAAGAUAACAAUCACUGAAGAAGUGGCACCACCACAAGAACUUGUCCAAGAGAUUGAAGAAAUUGAAAUUGUCGAGAAACCAACGGCCCCAGAAGAAAAACCUGAGGACUUCAGUUUUGCCAUUAAAGAGACAGAAAAGGAACCCACAGUAGAAGACCUGCCGGAGGAAAAGGUUACGAUCCAAAAGAAAAAAAAGAAGGCACCAAUAGCCGAGGUGCUCGAAGAGCCUGAAGCUGAGUUCUUAGUUAAGCCUAGGCAGCCAGUUGAAGAAGUUACCGGAGAAGCCAAGAUCAAGAAGAAGUCUAUAAAGCCUGUAAAAGAGGAAGAGGCAGCUGCAGAACUUAAGGUAACUAUCAGCGAGGAAGUUCCCGCAGAGGUAGAAGUUCAAGAAAUCACUGAGGAAAUUAAAGAAGUCGCUCAAGAAAUUCCCACUCAGUAUAAGAUUGACGUUAGGGAAACUCAACCGGAAGUUCCAGAGGAAGAAGAAGUCACCCUACCGAAAAAGAAACCGAAGGCUGCUCCGGUUGUUGAAGAACCCGAAGCAGAAGUUAAUCUGAAACCAAAGCCAAAGACCGAAGUAGUUCAGGAAGAAGCUAAGAUAGUUAAGAAGAAGCCAAAGAAGCCUGUUGAGGAUGUAGCAGCCGAGGAGCUUACGGUCAAGGUUGAGGAAGAAGUUAUUCCUGAGCCAAUCGUGGAAGAAGAGGUGAUCGAAGAAGUCCAGAUCAAGAAGAAGACAGAAAAGGCUGAGCCUGAGGACAUUGUCGAUGCAGCGGUUGUGAAACUAAGAAAACCAGAGACAGCGGAAGCAGAAGAAGUGGUGGCUGAAGUCACCCUGAAGCCCAAGGCCCCGAAGGAGGUUACCGAAGAGGAAUUCUCUGUAGAUGUUAAGCUGCCGAAGGAGAAGAAGGUUACUGAGGAAACUUUUGAUCAGACUUUACAGCUCAAGAAGAAGAAGAAGCCUCAGAAACCAGUAGAAGAGGCUGCGGAUGAGCUAAAACUUCAGCAAACUGUGAUCGAAGAAAGGCCCGUGGAAAUUGAAGAAGAAGAGAUCGUUGAAGAAGCUGUUGUCAUUCGCAAGAAACCAAAGAAGUUGUUCGAACCAACGGUUGAAGAUCUCGAAGAAACUGAGUUUAGUCUGUCCUUCAAAAAGCCCCACACUAUUAACGAGAGCGUGGAGGAGGCUGCCACGGUGCUGAAAAAACGACCAGUCAAGCCCACCACUCUGGAUGAAGCUGCGGCUGAGCUUUCCAUUAAGCGUCAAGAAGAAGAAUACGAAGAGGGCGAGGAUGUCGAAGAGUUCGUUGUCAGUCAGCGAAGAAAGCCAAAGCCUCUGCAAAUCACAGAAGAAGACGAGGAAGCCUACACGGUGAAGAAACUUAAGCGACGCAAGCCAGUAGACAUUCCCGAGUACGCUGAUGUUGAAAACGUCACAUUCCGUGCCAGGAGUACCAAGACUAAGGAAGAUGUCGAUCAGGAAUUCAACAUUGCCCUGGACUCGUAUGCCGAGGAGGAGAUUUCCAUGUCUGGAAAGGUUAAGCUGAAGAAGCCAAUAAAGAAGACCUUCUCUGAAGCAGCCGACGAAGCCAAGAUCAGGAUCAUUCAGGACUACGAUGAUGGUGAGGGGCCUAUUAUCGAAGAAAUUCGAGACGAUGAGGAUACUAUCGAUGAAGUCGAGGAACCAGAAGAAUACUUUGUUGAGGAAUUGCCACCAGACGAAGUGGACUUCAAGCUGAAGCCGAAGAAGCAGCCCAAGCCAGCCUAUUCCGUUCAAGACGAGGAGGAAGAACAAUUCCUAAUUGGCAUUCGCCAUCCGAAACGUGAUUCUGUGACGUACGAUGAGGACUCUCUAACCUUUAAGAAGAAACGUAAAGUUGUUCAACAACUUUUCAAUGAAGAUGGAGCUUCGCUUAACAUAACCAGGGAAAUGAAUAUUGAAGAAUCAGACAACCAAAAUGUUAUGUAUUCCAUCUGCAAUUAUAUUGCCGACAACGAUGAGGCCAUCAACCUAGUCGAGGGCGAGAAGGUAACAGUCGUUGGACGUCACAGCUCUGAGUGGUGGUAUGUAAAGAAGAGCACUACGGAAGAGGAAGGCUGGGUACCAGCUCAAUAUCUGAUGGAGCCCGAGGAAUACGCGCAGUAUGUGCAAAACAAAUUGCACGAGAAAAUCGAUAAGCUGCCUGUGUUCGAACGUCCUGGACCGGAAGACAAGCCCAUUGCCCCGAGAUUCAUUGAGAAACUGCAGCCGAUUCAUACACCCGAUGGCUACACUGUGCAAUUCGAGUGCAAGGUUGAGGGCAAUCCACGACCGCAGAUUGCCUGGUUCCGCGAAACUGCCAUUAUCAAACCAUCGCAGGACUUCCAAAUGUUCUAUGACGAUGACAACGUGGCUACAUUGAUUAUUCGCGAGGUGUUCCCCGAAGACGCUGGCCAGUUCACAGUUGUGGCUAAGAAUGCUGCUGGAUUUACUUCCAGCACAACGGAACUGAUUGUGGAGAGUCCACUUUCCGAUCACGGAUCCGAUGCCACAGCCCUCUCCCGUCGAAGUAUGUCACGUGAAUCGUCACUGGCUGACAUUUUGGAGGGCAUUCCGCCAACAUUUUCGAAGAAACCAAAGGCUCAAUAUGUCGACGAGAACACGAAUGUGAUCCUUGAGUGCCGACUGGUGGCAGUGCCAGAACCGGACAUUGUGUGGACUUUCAAUGGCGAGGACAUAGAUGAGGAGGAGAUCAAGAACGUUCGCAUUGUUACAGAAUCGGACAUGCACAUGUACUGCAGUGUGGUGCACAUCACCAAGGUGAAGAAGUCGCAAGAGGGAACCUAUGAGGUGAUUGCCACCAACCGCGAAGGUGAGGCACGUCUGCCCAUCACCCUGAAGGUGCGAACAGCAGAUAAGGAGGCUCCGCAAAUUUUGGAACCCUUGCGCAACAUGGUCAUACGUGAAGGCGAGAGUGUGGUACUGUCCACACAGAUUGUGGGCAACCCCCCACCAAAGGUAACCUGGUACAAGGAUGGCAAGCCCGUUAAGAAUGCAAAGUCCGAUAAGGAUUUGCAUACCCUAACACUGAUCACACCCAAAAAGUCUGAGAAGGGUGAAUACACGGUCAAGGCUGUCAAUCCUUUGGGUAGCGUGGAGACCACUGCUAAUCUUACAAUUGAAGAGCCGACAAGUGGCAAUGCUGAACCACCACUCUUCGUGGAACGCUUUGAGGAGCAGAAUGUGCCGCAAAAGGGCGAGAUUCACUUACCAGCUAAGGUUUCCGGUAAUCCUGUGCCCGAGGUCCAAUGGCUGUUCAACAACACUCCAUUGUUCCCCAGCGAGCGCAUCCAGCAGGUUUACGAUGGCGAGAACAUCGAGCUCAUCAUCAAGGAUGCCAACCCAGAAACCGAUUCGGGUGACUACAAGUGUAUUGCCAGUAAUCCCAUUGGCAAAACAUCUCAUGGUGCUCGAGUGAUUGUCGAGGUUGAUGAAGUGACCUUUACAAAGAAACUGAAGAAGACCAUCACUAUUGAGGAGGUGCAAUCUCUUACUCUGGAGUGCGAGACCUCUCACGUGGUCACCACCAAGUGGUUCUUCAACGGAAAGGAACUCAGCGGCAUGGAUCACCGUGUUGUGGUGGAAGAUGGCAAGACUCAUAAGUUGGUCAUCAGGAACACUAACCUACGCGACUCCGGAACAUAUACAUGCAAGGUCAAGAAGCAAGAAACUCAAUCUACUGUUGAGGUUCUGCAGCGUAAGCCCGACUUUAUCAAGGUGCUCGAGGACUACGAGGUAACCGAAAAGGAUACCGCCAUUUUGGAUGUGGAACUUACUACAGAGAGCACCGAAGUUACCUGGUACAAGGAUGGCGAGAAGAUCACGCCAGAGAACAAGAACGUGGAGUUUAUUAAGGAUGGCAAGGCUCGUCGCCUGGUCAUCCGCGAUACCACUAUCCACGAUGAAGGCCAGUACACUUGCAAGAUCGAGGGACAGGAGUGUAGUUGUGAGUUGGUUGUCAUCGAGCUACCGCCUGAGAUUGUCGAGCCGUUGAAGGAUGUCUCGGUGACCAAGGGUGAGAAUGCUAUAUUCGAGGUCGAGCUCAGCAAGGGCGAUGCCCUGGUUAAAUGGUUCAAGGAUGACAACGAAAUUGUGUUCAAUGAGCGCAUUCAGCUAGCUAUCGAUGGCAAGAAGCAGUCGCUGCGCAUUAUCAAGGCAAAGCCGGAAGAUGUGGGCGAAUAUUCAGUCCAGGUGGGCGACAAGACUUCGAAGGGAACGCUGACGGUGGAGGAGCCUCUGGUGGACUUUGUCGUCCGCCUGCCGGAUGUCACGCUGGCCACCAAGACUACGGAUGCCGAGUUUACGGUGCAGCUGUCACAACCCGAUGUCGAGGUGACCUGGAGCAAGAAGGGCAAGCCCAUAAAGCCCAACAAGAAGCACGAGGUCUUCGUGGAGGGCACCGUUCGGCGACUGGUCAUCCACGAUGCCAGCGACGAGGAUGCCGGCGAGAUCAGCUGCGUGGCCGAGAACGUCACCAGCAGCACUAAGCUGUGCGUCGAGGAGCUCAAACUGCCACCCGUCAUUACCUCUGACAAGGAUCAGACCAUCAAGGUUAAGGAGAACGACGAUGCCAUCUUCACUGUCAAGUACACGGGCGUACCAACGCCCGAGGCCGUUUGGGCCACGCGCAAGGUUGUCAUACCCAAGUCAAAGCGGACAAUCCCUGCCAUCGAUGAGCAGUCAGCCACGCUAACCAUCAAGAAGGUUGUCGACGAUGACGAGGGCGAGUACACCGUCAAGCUCGUCAAUCCGGUGGGCGAGGCGGAGGCCAGCCUACAUCUGGUCAUUAUGCGCAAGCCCACGGCACCUGGAACUCCCCAGCCCUUAGAGAUAAUGCACGACUCCAUUACGCUCUACUGGAAGGCGCCGGAGGACGAUGGCAAGUCGGAAAUUAUCGAGUACAUUCUUGAGUAUCACGAUGUUAAGGAAGAAAAAUGGACUGAAAUUAGAAAGAUCAAGGACACCACGUACACCAUAAGCAAGCUGAAGAUCGACACGGAGUACGUCUUCCGUUCGAUUGCUGUUAACGAGGUGGGACCAUCGCCACCCUCACCGCUGUCGCCACCCAUCCGCCUGGUGCCCAAGGUCGAGACCGAGGCGCCCAGCGUGCGGGAACCCCUGCAGGAUGUGGUCAGUGAACUGGACAAGGAGGUGACGCUAUCCUGCGUGUUCGGCGGCAUUCCAGAGCCCAAGGUGACGUGGAAGAGGAACGGCCAGGUGUUCGAGUCGAGCAGCAUUCGCUACGAGAACCGUGUGGCCAAGUACACCAUUGAAAAGACAACCAUUGAGACUGAAGCCACCUACACGUGCGUGGCGACCAAUGAGAAGGGCUCCGUGGAGACCUCGUGCCGCCUGAAACUGCAGCAGAAACCGGUCCUCGAGGUGGAGGACAAGUAUCUGACACAGAAACUGCGCACGGGCAGCACUCUCACCAUUCCAGCGACGGUCCGCGGCUAUCCACAACCUACUGUGACCUGGCACAAGGAGACGGUCGAGCAGAAGACCACCAAGUCGAUCUCCAUCGAGACCACAGAAACCACCUCUACCUACACGGUAAAGAAGGUGACUCGUGAGCAAUCCGGCAAGUACAAGGUUACGGCCACCAAUGAUUCAGGCUCCACGUACGUGGAGUGCACGGUUCAGGUGAUCGACAAGCCCAGCAGACCUCAGUCCCUGGAGAUCAAGGACAUUAAGAAGGACUCCAUCACCUUGGAAUGGACACCGCCCAUCGAUGAUGGCGGUUUGGAGAUUAACAAGUAUACCCUGGAGAAGUGCGACAUCCAGAACAAUGUGUGGAUGAAGGUCUCCGACUUUGACAAAGACAUUAAGUCGUAUGCGGUUCAAAAACUAUCCAUGAAUGCGCAAUACAUGUUCCGUGUGGUGGCCGCCAAUCCAAUUGGCGAAUCCGAGCCAACGGAAAGUGAUCCUGUGACUAUAACUAAGAAGUUCGAAAAACCAUCGCCACCACGUGGUCCAACAACUGUGUCGGGCAUGAACGACACCGUCUUCAACUUGGCUUGGGAGCCAUCGGAAACUGAUGGUGGCUCAAAGAUCAUAGAGUAUAUUGUGGAGAUAAGGGAAGAGACUGAAACCACCUACCGAAAGGUGGGCGUAACCCUAGGCACUGUCACCAAUAUCCAUGUGGAGAAGGUGGUCAGAAACAAGGGCUAUCUGUUCCGCAUCUAUGCGAGAAACGAGGUUGGCAUCAGCGAGGCGUACGAGACCACGGAGAAGAUUGUCGUGGGACGCAAAAUAACGCCGCCAUCGCCACCCCAAAACUUGAGGGCGCCGGAUGUUACCAGCCGAAGUGUCACUUUGGAUUGGGAGGUGCCAGCCCGCAAUGGUGGAUCCGAAAUCACGGGCUACUGCGUGGAGAAACGUUCCUCAACAUCUACCACCUGGACAAAGGUCAUCACACUGGAUGCUCACCAGCUGCACUACACGAUUGACAAUCUGAAGGACAAGUGCGAGUACUGGUUCCGUGUGUCUGCGGAGAAUGAGGUUGGAUUAGGUGCACCAGCCGUCACCGAGAGCAUAUCGCUCAAGACACAUGCUAGUACGUUAAAAUUGGUAGCCUCUCCAUAUAAAUCCCAUACUGAUUUCGGUUUUUCUAUAGCCGUACCCUCACCACCCACCGCCCCACUGGAGGCGCGCGUUCUCGCCGCCAAUGCCCACAUAUUCGAAUGGGGUAUACCCGAGUCAGAUGGAGGUGCGCCUCUGCUCGGCUACCACAUUGCUAUACGGGACAUGAAGAAGACCAUGUGGAUCGAGGUGGGUCGUGUGCCAGCUGGCGUGCAGAAGUUCCAGAUUAGAGAUCUGCAGGAGAACCACGAGUACAUGAUUCGCAUAUUCGCGAAGAACGAGAUUGGUCUAAGUGAACCUCUAGAAUCGGAGGAGCCCUACAAGGUCAUGACUGCUGGUCAUGAGAGCCUGCCGGACGAGCCGCGUACGGAGAUGAGUUCUUGCAACACCUCCUCGUGGCUGCGUGACCACAACAUGGACGCGGACAUCCAUUCGUAUGCCCGCGGCAGGCUGCUCCAACGCGACGAGUACUUCUUCCGGCUGUGGGCGGAAAUGCCCAAGAGCAAAAAGAAGAAGGGCUCCAAAUAGUCGGUGAACGACAACGAAAUAAGAAACACUUUAGUCGUAGGUUAAGCGUAUUUCAAUUGUAUUUUAUAUCUGACAAAGCACUGGGGCAAGCCCUUUUGAUUUUCUAGCUUUUUGUACUUUUAGACAGGAGAUGACGAUGUGUAAGGAUGGUGUGGUGUUGAUGUUGCAUCCCAUUGUCAGCGAUGCCCACGACCCCCGAUCAAAGAGUGCGAGCGAAGAAUAAACUUAAUGCUCGGGGGCGUGGGCGUGGCUCAAUGUCUCAGGAUGGCCCCCACACCAUCCAGUUAAUGGACAUAAUUUUAGAUUUUUCAUUUGCAUAGAGUUCCUUUUUUCAUUUGGUUUUAUUAUUUUACUUUUUGCCUUAUUUUUGUAAGCUGUGAUAAAUCUAUCAAAAUCGAAAGCGUCAAACGAAGCAAACAAGAAAUGAAACAGAAUAAAAAUGCCACCAGGCGGCGAUCCAUCGGCAUCGGGCAAUGGCAGCCAACGAGCCGCAGCCCUCCAACCAAUCCCAAUCCCAGCCAGCGUAACUCAAUAUCCUCUCGGGAGACAAAACAACAAAUGGUGCAAUUCGAUAUGAGUUAUUCCUGGGGAGUGUGUUGCGAGUCGCUGGCUGCCGUUGCCUUUGUCCUGAGCUCGCCCUGGUUAAAAUUUAUGGCAUAGGAAUGUGAGGGAGAAUAUACUCGUGUGUCUUUAAAGUUACCACAACUGAAUAAAAAAACAAAAUAAAAUGUAACAA
Molecule: messenger RNA, 59122 nt
Organism: Drosophila biarmipes
Lineage: Eukaryota; Metazoa; Arthropoda; Insecta; Diptera; Drosophilidae
Product: titin
Exons: 46
Coding region: 385-58386 (19333 amino acids)
Molecular function (GO): protein binding
Source: RefSeq, a predicted model, not a curated record